ACACAGCGCCGGUAAUUAAGACGAAUGUGCGCCGCGGCUCCGCCGGUAAUGAGUGAAGUGCCGGGAAUCCUGCACACAAGGAGAAAACUGAGGGCCAUGGCACUGACGGUACCCGCAUUGCAUCACGGACACGACACCCGGUACCCCGCUGUCUCCCUCCCACCUCCACUGGAGCCGACGAGGAGAUUUUAGCAUCUCAUUAUAGAGUUGCACAGUCCCAUGCAGCCGGGCUUUCAGUCGACCGGUCCUCGUCUCACCUGGUCUCUUCAGCAAGCCAGCAGCGAGCGGUCUGCUCCGCUGUGCGCGGCUAUGGAGGCGCAAAACCGGUAAUUACGCGCCGUGCUGACAACUUUGGUGCGUUGCUGUAUGGAUUGCGCAUCAGCAACAGGCCGGUUUCUUGGAUCUAUUGAGAUUUCCCUCCAUUGGAGUGACGUGUGACCACCGGGAGUCAUCCCUUUGCCCCGUCACAUCAUCAUUUAGCCCCUGCGCUGCAACCUGUAGCUCCGUGCCGUCUUUUCCCAGUCGUUGUUCCGCCAAGGCGCAAUGGAGGGACGCAGCUGACGGUUCUGAAUCCUUAGCCCGAGGAGGAGAGAAAUUGAAAAAGGAGAAGGCAGACUCAGGGGUAAAAGUAAGUAUGCUACGUCCUGAAAAGAUAGCUCACUGUCUCUGCUCUCUCUCUCUCCACAGUGUCCCUUGAACUUUUCACCGUAAGUAGCUCAAGGGCAAAUGGUAAUUGAAGGUCUGAUUGUGUUGUAGGGUCUCUGGUAUGGUUUCUUGGUUAUUGCUCUCACAUAACAGUUUUAUAUCUUGCCUUAUCAAAGUAAAAUUUGACCAUUUAGAAACUUGCCACAAAGGACAACAAUAAUGACAUUAAUGGUCCAUGUUUUGAUGUUGUGUAUCAAGGACUCGAGGACCUUAUAAAACUGUUAAUGUAUUUUCACUGAAGUGUAAGAAAAUGCACAUAUUGGUGACAGUAUUGUGCACUAAAUUUAAGGUAGCUUUAAAGUCACUGGGAAAAAAAGAAAUGGAACAAAAGUGGGAAUUUCUUCAAGGUUAUUUCGACAUAACCAACAUUAGUUACACUCAAUUUGUUGUUAAGCUUUUCCAAAACUUCCCAAAAUAAACCCUUUAAUAAUGUAAUUCAGUGAUCAUUUUGUGAUGCUUUCCAGAUUUUUUGAGGAGAAAACUUUAAUUUUCUCCUCACCAUCACAAAAAACUCUUAUAUUUGUGUACCAGUUUGGCCUCCAUGCGGCUGGUGGUAUAUUUCUAAAUACUCCUGUGGUGGAGACUGAGAGAUGUGGGUCAGUAUGCUGGGGCUCGGGGCUGCAGGGCACCCAGUUCUGCUAUUGCCAGGGCCACAUCAGCCCAGUCUGUCUGUGACUGCAAACUAUGUAAUCAAAUAAACUAUGUGGCGAUCUAGAAAGGGGAAGAUGGUGUGAGGAGAGGUUGCAUGCCCAUGGUUGCAUUUGUUCCUGAGGUUUGAGAUUUGUGAAUGACUAUACCUCAUGUAUGUGAGAGCCUGCUCCCCCACCGAUCAGUCAGUGGUCUCACAGGGCCAAGCUCAUUCUGGUGCCUGUGGUCCAACGCUUUGCUUUGAACUGGUUGCCUAGUCAACCUCCAAUCAGGUACGCUCAGGUGUAGAACUGUUUUAUCUGACAGCAUGUCGAGGCUCUGACUCCCAGAGGUAAAGCAUAGGGAGUGUGAUAUUCAAAUGCAUGCUGGCCGGAGACCAGAUUGUUUAAUGUAAUGCCAUCUAUUUGAAGCUUUAUUAAUUACUUUUGCUUUGGUGAAGGGAUUUAAAACAAUGACUGCUUUAGUCCCGCUAAGCUUUAAACUUCCUGAAUUUCCAGUCCAGCGGUGGGAAUCUUGGCAAACAUGAAGGAUAUUUGGCUCCUGAGAAGCAGCAGUGAAUCCUUGGAAGAGUGGUUAUCUCUCAGGUGUGAGAGUCACUUGGCACCACAUCUUCAAGUGCAACAGAUUUAGCUGCCAGUGUGUAGCACCUUCUAAAAGGUUUCAGUGAAAGCCCAGAGAGAUGAGCUUACAGUAUCAUAAUACACGUGUCAUCUGAGGAGAGGAUGUGAAAGUGUCAAAAUCCUUCAUGUGUGAGCUUUCAGUGUCGGAUACAAACGUCUUUGUGGAUUGCCUUUGCAGGCACACACAUGCAGACACAGAUAAACCCAAAGAAUUUUAUGGACCACUGAUGGUGCUUCAGCUCUGGAUAUGCAGCUGCUUCUGUAAGCCACAUAUUCUGAGUAUUGGGUUCAAGUUUUGCUACUUCUGUCCGGUUGAAGGGUUAGGGUUAGGGUUUCUGUCCUCAAAGGGCUUUAUAAGACAUUCACAGCUAUGCUCAAUUCCAGAGGGAGCAUCGCCUUAUAUCCACAGUGCUAAGUGUUUUGGUUUGCUGCACCCAGUGCCUCACAUGACAAGAAUAGUAAAGUAGAAAGAGUUUGCUUUUGCGUGUACUUUAAAGUUUAUUGCUGUGCUGCCCGCCUUCUCCACUUGAUGCAACUGACAGGUGGGUAUCUCAGAUCAAAGUCUCAGAUGUGUCUCGUUUUAAGUUUAUCAGACCAAUGGUAAUGUUUUAUGAUCUGUAAAUUAGUUCAGAAGAGAGGAGGGAGUGAGUGAAGGAAGUCUAUUUCCCUUCUUACUUUACUGUAACACAUUAGGGUUUCCUCUCUUUGCAACUGGCAUACUGCCUGGCUUCUUGGUGAGUGUUUUCACUUGUUUUAACAUGUUACGGGAAUAACCCAGUAUGGAGGAGUCUUCUACCAGGCAAAUAGUUUCCCCCUGUGGAUACAGAGGAGCUGAAUAUCAAUUUGAAAACUCAACUUAUCCCACUACAGGCAGUUGAUUUAAUCUGAGAUUUAGUAAUUCUCCCCAUUUACCAUGUCGGCUUCAUGGCCGUGAACAGCUCCUUAAUAUCUUUUUUUCCUUAGGGUCACUCUUUGAAACCUUGAGAUCUCAACUUCACGGUCUAAGGCUGCAGUGUGGCAUUACAGAUGAUCAACUAGGUGCUUUGCAAUAGAAACAUCAGAGCCUGAAACUCUCUUUCCCCUCCAGCUAUGUUAAAAGACUGUAGACUGUAGGUUUUCUUUCCUUUUUUUAAACAAUAAAUCACCUUUAACACUCAACCCUACUGAUGAAUUAACCCGUCACAGAUGCAAGCUCACCUAAACCCCAGUAGCCUUUUUGUUGAAGGAAAGCAGUCGCUACAAUCUUAUUUAAUGCAUUUAUAACAUUCCUGGAAUUGUUGUAUAUCAGUCAUACCUUUCAUUCAUCCCAAUGCCUCCUUCUUUUCUUCCUUGCAAUAAUUGCAGUGUGAUCAACAGCUGUGCAAGAUUUAUUAGUUCCAACUUUAGCAUAGUAUUUUUUGAAUGAUAUGCUCAGAGUCGCCGUGGUUUCAUAUGCACAAACAAUCGGAGAAUACACUGAAUUGCACCGCCGACCAGCUAUUGCUGAGUGCCGUAAAAAUUCCACAAAUAUGUAUCAUACUCAUAUAGCUGACUCCAUUAUUUCCACUGGCUCUGUGAGUGAGUGGAAUUUGCUUUCACAGCAUGAUCAUGCAAAGACAUUGUUCGGAGACGAGUCAUUUUCCUCCUUUGCCUUGUUUGCUGGGGCAUACGUGAACACAGCAAUUGCACACAGAUGCUGCACAAAACAACUGAGCCUAGAUCAUUUUGAAGAAGAAAGAGACGUCUGGAGCUUUUCAUUUUGCAGAGAGAAUGCUAUGAACCCAGCAGCUAUAGAGCAAAUAGCUGCUUGACACUGCGGUAGUAGUGGUAUGAUUACAACUGAUAGUGAGUAUUGGAAAAGUGAUGGGCUCGUGUUACUUACUAUCUCCAUCAUUAGCAGAAAAGCUAGAGCCAGAGGGAGCAAAGACAGGACUCAACAACAUCUUUAGAUUCAACAGCUGAUUUAGUUCAGAGGAUGAAGGGGGAUCUUUCUCACCACCAGAACCUCCACUCCACAGCCAGGCUGGUCUGAUACCUUUACUUACUGCUGUUGGAGUCUCUAGCCAUCACGCAACACUGCUUAGUGAAGUAUCUGAGCCCUUCUUAUUUGUGACCUGCCUCACAAGUUUGUAAACUUGUGUGUUUUGUUAGUGGCUCCCAACAUUGACAAAUAUGCUCAUCUGCCCGAAUGUUGAUGAUAAAGCAUUUGGACAGAUGAUAACCGAGUCAACCAAUGACUCACUUUGUUGGUAGGUCAUGGUUUACUAUAACGCAGAGUGCCACCAUUUGUUAACCUACUAUACACUGAGAAAAGAAAACUGUGAAGUAAUGUCAUACAAGUGGUACUGUGAUGGUUUGUUCCUACUUAAAGGGAUAUUCCGGCAUAAAAUUAAGUUAGGGUCAAACACAUCGUAACACAGAGUUAGACACCCCGUCGAGAGAUGAAUGUUGCCGACCGCUUGCUUCUCUCGUUAUACCAACUUUAGUAACGACCGCAGAUAGCAAUACACAGAGCCACACGCUCAACCAAAACACCACUCUAUAGCCACAAAUACUGCUCAGAACAGCACCUAACUUCAUCAACAUUACAUAUAGGGUCCUAGCCACAGCAUCAGCCACCAAACAUCUUUUUAGCUUUGUCUAAUUUAUUUAGCAAACAGACUAAACACAACUCACCCUCUCUCUUCUUGCAGCCACUUGUUUGCACGGAGACCUCCAGGUGAGUCCAUCGACUGCAGCAGGGGGACGCAGAUCAAGGAAGAACAUUUAUGAUCAUUUCCCCAUGGAAAUGCAAUCAGACCGAGACGCUAAGGCAGAAAAACUACCGCGUCUGCAGUGCAAAAUGAAUAAUAUGGGGAUUAGUACAUCAAGGAAAUGAUAAAGUAAUGAUCAUAAAUGUUCCUCCUUGAGCUGCGUCCCCCCAAUGCAGUCGAUGGACUAUCCCUAUCCCUUCAGUGAUAUUGUUGACUUGCUGUUAUCCUACCUAUGUUUCUCUGAAUCUUCCAAACAUUUUUUCUUGACCUCAUGAUUGUUGGAAAAAUUCAUAGUUGAUGAAUUUUUUGAUGGCAUCAUUUACAUCUCAAGUUUUACAGAGACAAGAUAGUCUGUGCCCAAUUUGUACUACCUUUGCAACCAUGGAGACAGGGCAUAUACGACCAAGGGCAUCUUAUUGGCUUCUGGUUUCUUAUACCUCCAGUGAGCUGCAGUGACAAGGCUUAGGCUGCACAAGGGAGAUAUGCUAUACACUGGGUCCUUAACAGAUUCCUGCUAGGUCUGAGGCUCAGGCUGCUUUUGAAAGAGGCAGGUUGUCUCAUGUGUACCUACCCAUUUCUUCAAACUGCUCAGCAAGCCCCUGAUGUUGCCGGUUCAUUUGCUCCUGGAUAGAGUUUGAUGGCCGUGAUCCUAGAGUAUAGACCUUGUGCUGCAGCUUGUGGCCUCAUCUGACCUUGAACACCUGCUUAUCUCUGGAUAACCUCCUACCUGGUUGCUCUUUGCUGUCAGUUGGAGGAUAUUUGCUGUGGUAUGGGGCUCACAUAGCGGUGCCACAGGGUUCUCCCUCUGUGUUUGCUGUCUUUGCUGGACAAGAAGCUGUGCUUUUUCUGUGAGGGUCAUUAAGUCAGCAUUGUUUCAGAGGGCUGAUGGUGGGAUGCUCAUCUCCUGCAGUCAUGAGCUGAAUUGCUCCUGGUGGCAUAUCCACCACACAGAGUGGGAUUGACUGGCACUUAACACUGCAUGCUCUGCGAUAGUGCAUUAAUAUCUGUGUGAAUGUGACAAGUGAUGAGAUGAGGCUAGCAAAAGGUGUUGUUAGAGUACACGUUCAUUUACUACUCACAUUUUGACAAUGUAAUAUUGGAUAAAUAUCCAGACUGCAAUGUAGUGGCAAAAAUGUCAGGUUUAAUACGUUCUCUUUAUGCAUGUGCUGUAACUUUCAGGGCACUGGAGUGUUGCCUUGGCCUCACCCAUCAUUCUUGCCAAAAAGUUUGCUGCUAUACGCUUCAGUAAAAUUAUUGAGCUCAUGAUCUCUCACGCUUGCAUGGUUUCAGCAGAACUGCUCCGUUAGGUGAGGGCAUUAAGGUAAUAUACAAAGGCAACUUCCCGGGUGACCCUUCAUGGACUGUCUUUCAGUGAGGUUUGUAGAGCAGAAAUCUGGGCCACAUUUUUCACCUUUACCCAUUUCUACAGGGUUAAUAUCACUGCCUCUCACGCAGUGGGGGCAGCAAUCUUUCAGGAACCUGCAGGUCGUUCCAGGUGAGAGCUCUUACAGAAAUUCCCACACAAGAACAGAAAGCAGCUUUUUGGGGCCUUUUUUCUGAGACAGUUUUGAAUCAUAUUGAGGUAUUUGGAAAUAAGAAGACAUGAACAUCAACACAGCAAAGACGUUUUAUAAAAUAAGCUGAAUUAAAAUGAGAUAUAUGAUACUCAGUUGGAACAAUAGACUGUUUAACGAAUGGACAUUGUCUGCCUCCUUGCUGGGUGAAGCCACUCCGAGAACAGCGCCCUCUGUUGACGGGCUGAAGUAUAGGUCAUAAAUCCCGCCUCUGCCAGCAAAGCUUAUGGAGCUGUGGACAAACUUUAUUACGCAGAAUAUAAUUUUUCCCCCCCUGCUUGCGAUGUUGACAUGCAGUUAUUGUAAGACUGGUUUGUGCUCAAGUCCUCUUUUUUCUGUACAGCUCAGUUUUUAAAAAUUAUUAGGGGGUUCAUGUUUUCUUUGAUUGACACCUGAUACAACCUAUGCACGUACGAAGAUUGUGUAGCUCACCCGGGGGAUACGCAGUUUGAGCCAAGCAUCAUCACAGUGACUCUCCCACCGAACGCGUACAACGCUACUGCGCAAUGCUAGUUUCAGGAAGUGGAGAGAAAACGCGGAAAUACUGAGAACUUUUUGGCUUCAGUCCAUAGUAUAUACAGUCUAUGGUUGGAACUAUUAAAACUCCUCCAAUUCCUCCUGAACUUGAAGUCAGGACCUCUUAUCUGGUGCUGACUUGAUUCUGUUUGUUUUGUAACUUGCUUGAAUCUAUGACAGGGCAAAAGUGAAUCACUUUACUGUCCCUUUAAGAUCAACUGAUUCACUGACUGAAAUUCAAGAAGGUGUAAUGAUAUUUAGAAAUAUGAAACAGAAUCCUAAAAGUUCACCUUAGUUGCAUGUAUCCUGAUCUGGUGCAGUGAGAGAGGAGGAUUAAGGAGCCUAGAUCACACACUGACCUUAAAGAAAUACAGAUACGUUAGACAGUAUUGUUUAUUUGUUUGUUAAAAUUAUCUUUAUCUUUUUUUAGUUAUAGGAGAGCAUAUGUUUUAAACUAGAGCUAAGUCUAGACUCCCUUUAAAGGGGAAACGUCCAAGUAUUGUAUGGAUAACUUUCUAAAAUCGAGGCAGAGCUGUGUCCACCUAACAUGAGCCUCACCCUGUGAAUUACUCAUCACAGUCGAUCAGGCCAGCGAUGACUCAAAUCCUCUGCAAAGGACAGCUGAGUCCUUCAUAAUGACCACGCAGGAGGAAAAAAAAAAAAAACCUCCACAUGACAGUUUGUCCAAACAAUCCCUGCACCUGCACAUGCCUCCACGCGAGAGAGCUCACAAUAAAAAGAGCAUCAAGUCCACCAACUCCACAGAGAGAGACGGCAGCACGGUGAGAGUGGAGGAGGAGGAGGAAGGAGGCGGUGUUUUGCAGUCAAACCGCACCGCUGCUGCUGCUCCUCAUACCGCUCUCAUCUGGCACACACGCGCACCAACACACACAUACAUACGCACACACACGGUAGCGGCGGCGGCGGCGCUUUGCAGCACGCAGGAGAGCUCCUGCACAGAAACCUGUUACUCUGUGCUCAUGUGAUGGCCGGUUACCGCGCCGCUGAGCCCCUCUCCUCCUCUUCCUCCUCCCCCCAGUCAUCCGCAGAUUAAGUAGCGGGCUACCUGCGCUCCAGAGUCUCGGUUUUUGCUGUCUUAAUGAGGAUAUUGCGGCAAUGGUGAAGGACAAGGCCGAGGACCGGACGCUUCAGUAUCAGCAAACUUUGGUGAGUGGCACACGAGGUCAUGGAUGAUGUUUUGUGUCGGGCAUGUAAGUGAUUUCAUGGAUGCCAGUUCGGCCAGAGGAUGGAGAAGCAGCUGCUCGAUGCUCAACGGUGUCCUGUUUGAGAACACGAGGAAAUGUUCUGCUUUUUCCCCCCUCUAAUUUGAUCGAAUAUCCCCUCAAAAAUCCGUAAAAAAUCGACUUUACCAGCUUAUUUGUAGGUCCUCUGCUGUGCCUCCCCCUAUAAUCAGUCCCAACUCUUCCUUUUUCACAUUGAUCCACAGGUGUUGCAUCACUCUCAGCCUCAGACCGGCCCACCUCAAUAAUUAAUUCUUAACAAUUUGAAAUUCACCAAACCAUGUCAGAUUAAUUUGUUCAGCCUGAAGAAGUGCAUGUGUGGUUAUAUCUGAUCACUUUAUGUAUGGAUUAAUGGCUCUGUAUUUGGUGUUAAUACCCUUGAAAUACAAGAUUAGAGCUCUCCCAGCUCUCAUGUAUUUCGCUCACGUCCUGUGUCGACCAUACCUCCUCUAUUCUCUAUUUCUAUUUCUUGUCCCUCCUUGCCCCCUCUAAUUGUGUAUAUCUCUGUCCCCUUCCCCCUGGUUAUUUGAGUCCCCAUUCCUCCAUGUAUGAACAAAAAAAAAGUGAAUGUGUCUGAAUUUUAAUGGUCUCAUGCACCAGUUUUCUUAACCAAUGUAAUUGCAGGACUGACAGUGACAGUGAUACCCUGGAGCCCCAUUCAGGCAAAUCUAUAUUCAGAUAAAGGGAGUGAUAUGCAGGCAGAUUUCAAGUGCCCUUGUCUGUCUUUCCCCUCUGUUUCCAUGCAUGCAUCUUCACGUAGAGCAGAAUAUAUCACUUCAUUUUCCUGCAGCUGUGAUGUACCCAAGUGGUACAGAUGUGUUUUUCUGCUCUCAUUGGUGUGAAGAUCAAUACCAAGUUGUGUGUCUCAGAGUGAAAGAUCAAUAGUAAUGUAAAAUGGCAGUCAGUGUCUCUAAGGAUCUGAACGUGCUGUCUGCUCCCCUCUCUUUGCCUCUUUGACCACAGCUCUUAGAUCAAUGGCUUUAUUAUCCACUCCCUGUGUACCAGUCCAUUAUCCCAAAAAUAGAUGCAUGUGUGUGUCUGUGUUCUUGCACAUGCAAGCAAUUGUGCAGCAUGUGUCCUGAUACUUCUCCAAGAGCAAAGUGGCAGCACUAUUCCUCAAUUACCCUGCCACAGGCCAAAGAAAGCAUCUGUGAUUUUCCUCCUAGAAAACUGAAUGACAUGUAGGGAUAAAUCAGAUAAGCGAAGGCUCUCCGCGUGUCUCGUCGUCGUGGCUGCGGUCUAAAAUUGGAUUCUAAUGUUGACAAAAGGAUCCUCUGUGUUUUAUUGUUUGCCUUCAGCAAGAUUCAGAAGAUUCCCAGUCAUGUGAUUGCUUGAAUUUCAGCAGCACAGAGCCACUUGUGCUGCAGCAGGACUGUGCAGAUGACACAGAGCAGAUAGACAAAAAUGGAGAUUUCUGCGAUAACUUCUUCAGUGCAGAAAUGUCACUUUCUCUUUCGCAGCUGUUGUGCUAAAAAAUGACCUUUCCCCUUUGCGUUAUAGCAUAUUGCAGGAAAUAAUGUUUUGUUUAUAUUGUAUAAGGUGAUUAACUGUUAUGUUUGGCCAGAAAACAGAACAAGACUGAUUAAUGACUUGUUAUGAUCAGUGAGCUUUACUGUGACAAUUCAUUAACAUAAAUGUGGUGGGUAUCAUAUACGAGUGAAUAAUUGAUUUAAUUAGAGUGCGAGUGGCCAUAAUUACAUUUCUAUCCAAGGAAAAUCAUCUUGAAAGGAAAACAAAUAUUUGAUAUGUUAAUGACAUCCAUCCAUAUUUUUUACUGCAGUCCUGUUGCUGUACUUUCCACGACUGCAGUAAACAGAUUUCCUGGAAAGCAUUUCACACUCUAACCUCCCUGAAGUCAUUACGGAAAGGGAAGAGUAAAACAGUGAAUAAACACGCUAUUUAUAGCCAUCAAUGAAUAUGAGUGUAGUGACUUAUUGUUUCACAUCGCAGGUGUUAUUUUCUGGUUUCUGUGUUGAGAUGCAGGAUCCUUUAAAGCAUCAGCUGAUAGUCACAAAGCAACCAGGCUCUGGUGCAUGGGUAACCGGCUUCUACAGCUGUCAGGUGCAGUGCAUGCUGGGAUAGAGAGGCAACAGCCGUCUGCGUUCUUGGCGUCACGUGGGUAUAGAGCAGGUAAAGGGGUGAAGAUACAGGACUUGUCAAAGUGUUGCAGCCCUCCAUCAUCCCUUUUUUUCAGAGCUGUGGGAGGUCUGAAUGUGUCACAGGCAUUUUUCUUGUGCGAGUUAUCUCCUGUGUGAAGCGUGUGGGCAAGUUUGCUCUAUAGGUCUUGCAUGUACAUUUUUUUCUCUAAGUAUUUGUGCUUGGUGGUGGGUGUUUUCUGCACCUACAUAUAUGCACCUGCUAUCAAACACAAGCCUAAAUGAGUGUGUGUGUUAGGUCUCUGUCAAAGCAGGUGUUAAAGUGGGUAUGUUCGUGUCCUCCCAGCAGUGGGGAGCUCGAGAGUUUGACUGCUGCAGUUAUCAAAGUAAUGAUCCACCUGAACAGGAAAAGCUGCCACUCCACACCACUGCUCACACCAGCCCCACCCCCACCCCUCACCACAGGGCACUGCAGCACCACAGACAUGAUAUAUUGUCCACAAUCUGCUGUGUUUUCUGAUGUAUGCGUGUAUGUGUGUGUGUGUUUUUGAGCAUCAUUACAUGCUAAUGAGAAUCAAUCUGCACUCCUGUGUACCUGUACCCUGUGUGUUUUGAGAGGUUAACCGAAUACUUAAAUCCCUCAUUGAGUUUAAUUGGCUCAUUUAAAAUGCUAGUUUGCCUAGAUAAAUGGAUUUUUGUGGGAUCGCUCCAUCCGCAGAUAACUCAAAAGAAAACACAAAGUAACUGUCUCUAAAACAUUUCUUUCUUUACAAACUCACACUUGAACACAGUUGAAUGUACUUGUAUUUGCUCGCUGUUAUCUUACAUAAUGCAGCAUCCGGACACAGAUUGCCUCCUGAACAGCAGUGAGAAAGCACUCUUUGCACAGAAAACUGUUCUGUGAGAUCUGUUGUCUCUCUCUCUUCUCUUUUGUAUUGUUUGGUGUAUUGUGUCAGCGACCAGUUGGGUUGGUAAAUAUGAGCAUGCUGUUAGCGGUUUUACUGCCAUCAUUAUCUAGAACUAGACUGUGCUACCAUACAUCUCAUCGCCAUUUGGUGCAGUUAUCGAGAAGAGAAUCCAUGUCCUUUAUGAUGAUGAAAACUUAGAUAUUUGGCCAGAAAUUGAGUAUCAUACAUUUCUCUGUGUAUCUUUUUCUCCCUCUGUCGCUGUCACACACACACACUCACACACACACACAAAAGCGCUGUCUCUUCAGGGGGUUUGGUUCCUCGUAGUCAGCAUUCUGUCCGUUCUCGCAAACAGAAGCUGGCUUGAGUCCAUUUAAGGUCCUGUCACUUCCAAAUAGCUGUUACCUGCACACCACUGAACGGGACAUUGCAGAGACUGCAGACAGAAAAAAAUCAAUCUUAAUUCAUUUGACUACUAAAAUAGACCAUCCCUGUUGUAUACUGUAUAGUGUGAUCACAAAAUUAAAAAAAAGACACCAUUUGCUUACGCUGUACUCUGUAAUUGAAUUGCUUAAAGAGAAGAGUGCCGGUGAAAUGGGACUGAGAGGUAUCGCUGAAAUAGCUUAAAUACUGAAAUCCUUAGAUAAAUUAGUGAAGAUGUGAAAUCAACAGUGGUAUGAGAAGUAUUAAGAUUCAUCAUUAAAUAGAUAAAGAUAACAUGCAUAAGUAUAACCAAACAUUACAUAUUUGUCAUCUCUAAUGACCCUUUUUUCUUGAGUACCAAAUGUUGAUACUAACCUUAAACAGUUUCAGGUGCAUGAACAUUGUUGUCGUACUUCAAUGCUAUGUUUCCUGUAUUUCAGUCUAAUUGGGAUCAUUGUUUACAAAAUUAAUAUUAUAUUGUAAUUGGGAUUUUAAAGCGUUCAGUGAGAACAUUAUCUCUUGUUCAAAAAGUUUAAGGUCGAGUGUUUGACUUGUGUUGUUUUAUAUAAUCUGACUUCUUUGUGCAAAUAGGUGAGUGUCCCCCUGCUGGCCGUAGGUAGUAAUUAAAAUUUGAGACAUCUUACUUUGGAUUCACUUCUGAAACAGAGCGGCUUCAGUCAUUUUAGUUGAUGGUUGCAUGCUAGCUGCAAACUCUAAAACUCAAAGCUUUGCAUUUUUGACCCCAGCCUUCAGUUUCUUAUUGAAAUAAAAAACUUCAGAUGGAAGGCUUCAAAGUUUCCCCUCUGAUUCUGACAGAGUUUAAUGGCUGAAUACUGUGUUUAAAUGAGUCCAGGUGGAAAGAAGAUUUUAGAGAGUUGUCUAUCCAAGAGGCAUUAUAAAACAGUAGACCAUAGACUGUAUAUAGAAUGGACAGCGUCUGCCUCCUUGCGGGGUGAAGCCACUCCAAGAACAGCACCCUCUGUUGAUGGGCAGCAGUUUAAGUCAUAAAUCCAGCCUCUACCAGCAAAGCUUAUUGAGCUGUGGACAAACUUUGGAAAUUUAUUACACAGAACAUAAAUUGGUUAAACAUUCACCUCUGUGGCUCAAGUGGAUUUUCUGUGCAUGAUAAAGUCAACGCAAAGAGGAGCUUUCAUGGUGGACUACUGGAGCUACCUUGUAGAAAAAUUAGAGAUUUUCAAUAUUAAACUUGUGAAUUUACUGGAAUAAAGUCUUAGAUUUAUGAGAAAAAGUGAUAUAAGGGAUUUUGGCCUGUGGUUAGCUUGUAUUUUAUAUAGUAUAGUAUACUUAGUGUAUUUUAUAUAGUAAGUAUUAACUUUAUAAAAAAACAAAGAAGUCCUCCUUAUUUUUAGCAGCACCACAUUGUCAUAAGCAUCAGGAUUUUGAGCCGAUUGUGCAAGAAACUGGGUCUGUUUCAAAGAAGAGUAGGCUAAUAGGCAGCCGGAGCUCGAUUCUGCGACAGUCAGCUGUUCAGUUCAACCCCUCAUGAUGAUCUUUGGUCCUCAUGUCAGUGAAGGCAGUAGCUGGUUACCCAUCAUCCAUACUUUUGCCUGUAUAGAUCAGCCCCAGCCAAUAAGUACAACUUCCUCCAAGAUUUACAAUGUUAAUCUCGGACUUUAUUGUCAUAAAUUUGCCACUUUGUUAUUGUAAAAUUUGUCUUUUUUAUUGCAGAAAACAUAUGUGGUAAUAUCACUUUGUUUUCGUGUCAUGUGGAUCAAACUACACCACCAUCUGAGCUACUGUAUGCUGAGAUUUUCUAUGUUUUAUAUAUUAAAUAAAAAUGUAUUCAACUUGAGGAACCAUCACAGGAAAAACAAGAUCUUUCAGGUCUCUAAAGUCUCUGUUUAGAUUCUUCUCAUUUUCAACCUGUUGCAAACAUAAGUCUUCCUGAUGCAUAAAGAUAACCAGCCCCCUUUUUUCUGCCUGAAAAGCUGUCACCCCCUCAGCUUGAUCCUUUGGUCUAUCUGACAUCAUCCCUCGACACUCUGCUAUCAGCUGUGCUUCUUUCUUUUAUAAGAGUGUGUUUUUCGUUCACGCUUGUGUGCACCAGUCUAUGUGACAGCGUCAAGGUUUCUCUUGUGUUCUGCACCGUGUGAAAUCUUGCUUUAUUUAGGUAUUCAAAAAGCAGCCUCGGUUACAUACAUUAAUGUCAAUGUAGACAGCCGGAUGAGUCAAAUUUGUCACUUCAUCCUCUGAUUUAAUUUUCAGUCUCGUCCCUGGAGGGUUGAGGACAUUAGUCCGAGUGCUUGAGUCUUCCUGUCAUUACCCUGACGGUCUCAUCAAUACACCCUCGGCUCAUUUAAGUAAUCACACCUCCUCAACAGUAUGUAGGAGUUAAAGGUCUAAAGCAUCAAUCUUUGCCUCUGCAGUGAUGAUGGGUCCUUUACUCUCUCUUACUGCGAAAAAAGAAGAGAUUAAAAUCUCCUUAUGAAUAUUUAUCAAUUCAAACCAGCAAGGACAAAAGUUUUAGAUGUUUAAGCCUUCAUAGUAAAGUGUCAAAUAUUUGUCCUUGCUGCAUCUUUACAAUGAAUAAAUUAUCCCACAGAGCCCUGGGAAUUGCUGAAUAAUAAAGAACUUUUUUUAUCUCAUCUGUUGUGCAAAGAGGGCACAUGAUUUGACUUAAAGCAAGGUGGUAAAGUGAGUGAUGAUGCUUUAGGUGCAGGGAAGGGUUACGCACAUACAAGGCUUUACAAAUCCAUUAUAGAUUUCUUUUUCUCUCGCUCUUUUUAACAAGAUACCUAUUUUUAAAUCAUCAGGAUCUCAUCUCUUAAGAAGUGUGCAACGGUGUGUGAAAUCAAUAUUGAUCUGUUGAAGGAAAACUGGAAACAGUCUGUGUUUAUCAGGUCUGCACUGAUUUGGAGGUUAUUUUGAUGAGUGAGUUAAAUGAGCGGGAUGAGAUAAUGAUAAAACAAAUUCUUGUCUGAUCUAUUAAACUCAAUGUACAGAUACAGUAUUAUCUAUAUCUGUACAUUCAGCGUACAAAUCAUGCAUCUGUCACACAAUGGGAUAGCUUUUAUUUAUUUAGCAUAAAAUUAGGGUGACCAUAUUCUGAAUCCCCAAAAAGAGGGCACUAUUACGCAGGGCAGAGUUGUGCACAAAAUUUUGAGGGUAUUUGGGUUAGGGUUAGGUAAUGCCACACAAACUCACAACUUCCAUUAGUGGAUUUUUUAAACUCCCCCUGGAGAGGCCGGACAGCCACCCAAAAAGAGGACAUGUACGGUUAAAAGAGGACGUAUGGUCACCUUAGCAUAAAUUCUACUUAACGCACUAUCUAAAUCAUCAAAUAACAAGAUGAAUUAAUAAAACUGAAGGAUUAAUUAAUUCAGGUUUAAAUAUUUGACAAGUUUCCAAUAGUUUAACAACACCCUAACAGCACCCUUCAUUUGACCAUUUCCCAGGUAGCGAAAACAUUUUUUUUUUGAAUGGUAGGGGAAGGUCCCGCCCUCCUUCGCCUCUGAUUGGCUAGACAUGCUGGGCUCCGAUUGGUUAUUCCUAAUGGCUGUGAAAUGCCAUCAUCUGUCAGGUUAGGAUUAGGGUUAGGGUAAGGGUUAGGAUUAGGAUGAGCGUUACGGUUAGGAGAUUCAUAAGUGUGAUAAUGCUCUGUAAUGUUCUGUUCGAUGUUCAGAGCCGACAGCCCACGUUUGGCUUGAGCGUGUGAUGACGUUCCAGCUUUUCUAACCAAUGAGAGGCAAAGAAGGCGGGACUUUCCCCUACCGUCCUACAAAGAAAAAUAUUGUGCCCAGGUAGCUUCUGUUAAUGGCUAGCGUUUAGCUUGCUAAUAGCUAAAUUUGCUCCAAACGUUUAAUCUAGGAAUUGGUUCAUUUCUACUGUUAGCUAUCGUAACUUCGCUUUUAGAAGCUCAUUGGAUAUGGAUUGUUAAACAGCAAUAUUUGCAGUAGUGCUACCCAAGAAGUGGUUUAAUUCUACUGUUAGCUCUUGGAAGCUAACGGUCUGAGGAAACAGUCUUCCAGAUACUUAUUAACUAAGAGGCAGAGAAAUUAGGACAGCUUUUCAGACUCGCUUUUGUGUGCGAACCAAAAGUAGCUCACAGAAUCAUAAGAGUGCUCGAUCAUCCUGUGCGUUGUGUGAAGUCAGAGGAAAAUGCGAGUGGGGCAAUCAUGGGGGAAGUAUCCAGAACCUAAAGACCAAAUACAGUUAUCAGGCUGGUACAAUUACAGAAUCACCAUAUGGUAACUUUUUUUUGUGACUUAUUUAUCUAUGAAACUUUCUCCCAGUGAAAAUACUGUUUUAAGAAAGCUGUCCUGCUUGUUUAUUUUCAGACUGAGGCCCAAUAACUACAGAGAAGAUAGUCCAAGUUUGAGCGCUCUGUCAACUCUAUUCUACCUCAAGAAACAAUAAAUGUAGAUCUAGUUUCUCAUGGCAGAAGCUUUGGUUGUCAAUAACCUUAAAUAGAGAAAAGCUAGAAUGAAAGCUGAACGUUAUCUUCUCACACAAAUGUGGGAAAUGCUUUUCUAAAUCAUGAAUGGAUAGAGGGUUUUAUGCUGAAUAGAUUCUCAGUAUUAAUGCAGAUUUCUCUAUCGUCCCUGGAGAGAUGGUGUAUCACAGUUUGCUCCUCGUAUAGAGUUUCGGAUGUGUUUUAGGAGGCAAAAAUAUCAAAUAAUAAUGCUGAUCAAAUGAGAAGAUAAAAAAAGAAGGGGAAUGAGGACAUGAGCCAAGUUUGGAUGAUUGAUGAGUGACUCAGUUUGAAACAGUUAGGCAUGAGUGCUGCCUGCUCUCAAGCUUCCUCUGUUGUUGUCCAAAUGAAGAUUUUCUGACAUUUUAGGUCUCUGGUUGUCUUGUGAAAUCAUUUCGGAGCAAAUUUAUCUCUGCAGACACCUCAGUAUAAAACAAGUCAGUUAUGUCUUGUUUUGAAGCUGAAGCUGAUCUGUGUUGUAGGAGGUGAAUUGACUAAUGUAGAUACAGAAGUUGGUCACAUGGGAGGUAAACUGGUUACAGAUAACAGCUUAUUUAACCCACAAAGUACCACCUGCUGCUCAGCCAGGGGGGGCCGCGCUCCAGAUGGCUGGUGACUGCUUUCACACAGGCCAAAGAAAGAAACGUUAACCCGGCCUGUUUAUACAUCCUGUGGGUGUUUGUUUGGUGCUGCUCGUGGGCUUGUGUGUGUCUAUAGUCUAUGUGUAGGCGCAGAAAAAAUUACCAAGAUGCAAGAUUGAGUUGGAAAGUUGAAAUGAAAACGAGACACUAAGAAGGAAAACCAGAAGUAUCCCCUAUUGAAUCACCAGUCAGGGUCUCGAAAGUUGACAGAUGUGGUUCUUUAAUUUGUGAGAGACGACUCUGGUUACAGGAAUGCUGAGGUAAAGAUGCUAUAUAAACUGCUGUCAUUUUUGUGUUGAAAUAGCCUUUAACAGUUAGGUAAUUAUUCUAACAAAUCUAUAAUCCAAUAAAUCAGAUCAUAAAAGUCGUGCAGUUGUGUGUGAUGUAUGUUGUCACAACCACAACUCUACAAAGCAACUUAAAUCAGUGAAGAAAGUCAGUACACGUAGUUUUUAUUCACCCUGUGGCCUGAAUGACACCAGUACAAAAACAGUAUAAAUCAUAUGAAGAUGGCAGCCCUCGUCCCUUUUUCCACUCUUUAGUCUGUAUAAGUGAAGUACCAAAAUUAUUAUAAUUGCCAGAUUGUGAAGAAAAAACCCAAAACAUCAUUUCCCUAAAACACCCCAGCAAAGUCAGGGUUGUGUGAUCCAAAGCACUGAAAUCUCUUUAACCAACCAUCACUUAUUCCUGUUCUCUUCCUGUCACAAUUUACCUCAACUGUAAUAAUGCACAGAGUAUGUCAGUAAAAGUACAAACUAACAAAAGCUGAAUUUUUGUCGAUAUAUUGAAUGAGACUGAAAUUAAAUCAGAUUAGAGCUCUUAUUUUGCGGUGUAAAUGGCUGUGUUUGGUUAAUUUCAAGUAUGCCUAACACAUGCAGAUCUGUUUACAUUCACUAGUUUGCCUUAAUUGACAGCUUUUUUUCUUAAUCUGCAUCAAAAUGUGUUUACAUUUCCCUCCCCUGACAUGUAACUGCAUGCUUAUCUGCAGCUGUUAGUGUUUGGUAGCUGAUUCCUUUGGGAUGCAGCUUAUAGAUUGUGUUUUUUUUUUAAUCUGAAUAUGAUGUAUAGCCAUAUCUUCCUUAAUCGCCUCCCAGCAAGUGGGAGGUUAAAGUGGAGGAAUAUGAGCACCCCUGACAGCGUGGUUCUCUUUUCGACAUUCAGACAAUGAAACUCUGCUUUCCCUCUGCAUCGCCUGUUCAUGCGAGCAGAAAGAGCGAGUCUGGAGGAGUCGUGAUGCCCAUCUCAAUGAGAGGAAGGGGGGGGUGGGGUGAGGGGGUGGAGGAGUGUGAGUGGGACAAAAAGAGGGGUGGUGCGCAGAGCAGCGGAGGAGAGAUGUUGCAAGUUGUAGCAUACACAGAAACCUGGAGGGACUGUUAUCAAAAAAUAACGAGGGGGAGACGGAAACCAGCAGCGAGCCUGCAGGAGUCGUGAUGCUCAUCGUAAUGUAGCAGAAACAGAUCAGUGGUGAAAGACAGGGAAGGUAAAAUAAACCUCUGAAUCAUGUUCAUGCCACCAACCCUGGAAAACUGUAUACAGCUGAAGUUAACACUGCAAUGAAACCUACUCAUUUUCAUACCUCACCAUUCAUUUUCAUGUCUCACAAUGCAGCGUGGACAUGCAAAGUGUCCAGCUGUAAUGCGACCUUGUGAUUUCUCAGCAGAGUUGAAGAGGGUAGUAUUACUUUGCAACUUCACCGCCGCUGCACAAAAGCCAUCUCAGCAAAAAAUUAAGCGAGCGACCUUCAAAAGAUCAAUUCAGACAAGCGACAGUUGUUAACAUUAGCCUAUAACAAGCUUUUAUUAAAAAGUCAAGUCCACACGUGACUGCUGGUGGAUCAUCAUCUCUUGGAUUUGGUGUUGGGAGCAGAUACAGCCCUCUGCUCGGUCAGGAUCACCUUUCCGCUCGACACUAGAGCCGUCUGUCUUGAGGGGAAUUUUCUCACUGCAGCUCUUCCUGAAAGAGGGAUAGAGGAUGCAUCCAUAACCUUGAGUUUAAUGAGUUAAAAUCAGUGUGAAACAGAAUUAAACCUUAAAAAUGAAGGUUUUGCUUCACUAUUUUCUGUCAGGGACACAGUUUUUCCUCUGUAGGCAGAUUUUAAUUAAGUUAAUGUCACGCACUUCCUAAGUUUUAACCUUUGAGGAGUUUCAUGGUCUGUGGCACAGCCUAAUACCCAAGGAUGCCCAAAGCAGUGUACAAAAUAAGAAACUACUAUUUUACAGUUUGAGUGACUCACGUUGUCUGUGGCACGACUGUUCACAGGAGUUGGUGCUGCUGGGGUAACACACCGCAGUAGCACAAUGGAUGAACACCUGAGAAAGACAAGUAACAUUUGUCAAGGAGGCUUCAGGUAACUUUGAAAUUAAUAGUCCAACUUGAAUAGUCCCACAAUGAAGAAGUCUACCGUGUCUUCCUGAGGAGUGAAAGUGGUUUGAUCCACAAACGUGAACAUUUUUACAAUGAAACGUUUGUGGUGCGUGGGGAAAUGAAGUCCAGAGCGACCAUCCACAGGCACGACCGUGGUCAAGUACCGGUCAUCAUGAUAAGGACACCUGAGGGCAACAGGAGGAGUGUUUUAAUGGUGGAGUGAAAAUGUAAGCCACUGUGUGAUUAUUGUAAUACAUUUUAUAUACCCAUCGAUCAGGAGGUCCCACUGUGGCAGGCUUUGAGGAUUAGGAGUUGACGUGGCCCAACAGUGCUCCAGGUUCAGGACGAUAUUAGGAUCAGAUCUCUCCACGAUGUUCACCUCCACGUAGACUGGUUCCCGCAGCACUUUAGAGACAGGGUAGUCCGCUGCAUUAUAGAAGGAGCUAAACGCUACUUCUUCUGCAAACAAAAAAAGCAGAGUUAGUACGCGGUGAAUAUUCGGAAGUUUUAAAAAACACAAUCAAGCUACCCACCCUCCACACAGCCUUUAGUGUGACACACUCCGUUCCCCAGUUUCAGCUCCACUCUCAGGGGUCCUACAGCCGCCACAGGCACAGGUGGUGGAACAGCAUUCACCUCCAUGACGAGCACCUCCACAGCUGUGCCAGAAUACCUGCACUGGAAUAAUAAUCUACAGGGAGAGAGAGAGAGAGAGAGAGAGUAAGAGAGCGGAGGACUUACAGCCCGGGAGACCUCAGAGGGUCACGAAAGUAAUAAAAGGAAGAUCGAUGUAAUGCACUCACUCAAAAUGGCUGUCCCUGGUAAUUGAUCCUCUGGGCCCAAUUCCCACUUCGUAUGAGGAGGACAUGUGGUUCUCAUACACCAUGAAACCCUCCUCUUCCUGUAGAAAGAAAACAAGUUGAAUGCAAAUGUGUUAAGAAGUGAAAAGAUUCAAGUUCUGCUCAGAUUAGCGAACUUGAGAAUCAUUAAAUUGCUAAUGAAACACUUUGGCUUUGAAUUAUUUAUCAGCUGGACUUAUUCAGCGGUGAAAGCUUGAGCUUACGAUUUUUCAACUUGUCAUAUGGAUUAUUAAGCGGCACUCAGUUUUCACACAUUUGCUUAAGAAAGGACUACAUCAAUCACCUUCAUUGUUGUUCCACAUGCGGUCACUGGGAACUGGAAUAUGGUGAACGAGGAAGUGUAGUCCACAGGGGAACAGGAAGGGUCAUCCAUUUCCAGCAGGCUGACUGAAUCCAGAUCAAUCUGCGGCAACGUUGCAUCUCUAGCCACAACCACCACAAACUGGCCAUCCCUGGUACACUGCACCGUCACUGGGGGAGAAAUAAGGGAUGGAUUUCUGCUGCAUUAGUCAAGAUAUUUCACUCUCACCACAUAGAAGAGGCUCUAGAAAGUACAUUAGAGUACAGAUACCUGCUUUCCCAUAGUAGCACUGUCGCCCAUCGUAGCAGCAGUUUAUAUUUUCACACUGCUCAGCUGUGAUAUCUCUAGUACCACACUGGAUCUUCUCGCCCUCCUCCACCUGGCACUUAUCAAAGGGAGCUGCGGGUGGGGGGACGUUGGACUGUUGCUGGGGUAGCUUAGGAGGAUUAGGAAGCUGAUGUUGCUGCGGAGGCAUUGCCCAAUGUUGCUGGGAGGUAACAUCAGAAACCAGAACAAGAACCGCCACAACACCAAACAGAUACUUGUACUGCUCCAUUAUGGUGUGAGUAAACUACACACUGGGCCAAACUGCAACAACAGCAGCCACACCUCAAACAGGAGGCUUUAAACUUGAUUGAUUAUGUAUGGUUUGCUAGGAACUCCGCCUCCCAUCAUUAGGAGUCAAUAGUAUGGCAGCCCUGCUGAGUUAAUCAGCUGGGAGCUGACAGGUGGAGCCUAUUGUCUGCUCAUCCAUCUGAAAACAAAUCACUUCAUGACUGUGAGUGGAUUCUUUUCCAGAUGAUUAUAGGAAGUUUAGGUACAGUUUCUCCUCUCCUCUCCUCUGAGUUGUUGCCUCAGCAUGUUGACAGUUUGUUGUCACUGUGACUCCACACAAGGACUGGGCGAUAUAUCGAUAUAAGAAAUAUAUCAAUAUAUUUUUAAAUGAGAUAUGGAAUUGGACCAUAUUGCGUAUAUUGAUCUACAGAUAUCAGAUGCUGUUGUUGACAGGCUGGUGUUUCUCACACAAAAUAUUAAAACAAAGAAGGACACAUUUGUUUGUCCUCUAAUGUCUACCUCAAGACAGCACUAACUGUUUAUCAAAGUCAAAAAGAAAGAGGGGGAAACGUUUACUGAAUUCAUAGUCUGUUUUUAGUCUAGAGACUGGUUGAGACUGUUAAAAAGAUAAGAAAGACAGAAAGGUAAUCUCAAAAUGAUGUGUAAAAACAAUUUUCUUAAACUGAGCACUUUGUCUUCUGUCUUUAUACACGUAAAUGCUGCUUUUACUAGAGUUUGUCAUUUGUAAUCCUUUUGUAGUGUUUGUUGUUUGCAUCUGUGGAUUUGUUAGAGGGGAGAAGAAAAUCUGCAAUUUGAUUUUGAUUUUAAAAGGCCAUUUAUAGUUGUCAAAAUAUUGGUGCUCUUCUCAUGUAAAUUCAUUUAUUUCAGAAAAAGAUUGGCCUAUUUUACUUUAUGGGCUAUUUUUAUCUAAGAUAUAUUUUUCAUUUAAAUGUGCACCUUAUGGAGCUACAACUUAAAAAAAAGGGACUCCUGUGGUUAUACAGUAUUUAUGUUUACAUUUAAUUGUUCUUUGAACAGCUAAGCAGAAUUUCAUUCAGCCAGUUUGCUCUCACUUUGCGAUAACAAUAGCAGGAUAUAUAUUGUAUAUUGAUAUUCAGCCUAAAUAUUAAGGCCCGGCCUAUAUGGAUUUUUUGGGGCUGAUACUGAUUAUUAGGGGGGAAAAAAUCCCACUACCGAUUAAUUGGCCGAUUUUUUUAAUUUUUAAUGAAGUCAUAAAUAUAUAUAUAUAUAUAUAUAUAUAUAUAUAUAUAUAUAUUGUAGAUAUACUGUAGACUACUGCUCUUCACACCGACAGGAAGACUGACUGAUCAAACUCGGACCAGAAAAGCGUUUUCAACUACCCCAUCACUGAUCGUGCCUUCGCGUCUUAACUCACGUUACUCAUUUCCGGUCCGGUCUCAUCUGGAGACAUGCAGCUGCCUCAGUGAGAGAAGUAGCUCGAUCACGUAGUGUGUACUGUUGUUUAUUCUACUGUUACUGGCACGACUAACAAUGUACCGAGGCUAAUAGCAGAUGGCUAACUCUAACUUUAGCUUGCAUAUUACAUGGUGUGUCACCGUAAACUCAGCGUGACCGAGACCAGCACAGUGGGGAACAUCGUGAAGUGGGUUGAACUGAAACUUGUUGACUUAUUGUGUAUUUCUCAAACUGGUUUAUUUACCGUUCAGGCGGACCACUCUCCUCCUCUCCCUGAGCUGCCUGCUGCAGAUCUGUCACUCUGCUGUGAGGUAGUUAGUGGAUGAAGAUUGUCAUGAGGUCGCUGCGCCAUCUACUGGAUAAGUUGGGGAACUUUUCAAAUGGCGAAACAUUUUCAAAGUGAAACCAAAUCUUAUUCUCCACAUUUUAUUUCUGAAAAUAUUGGUGAAAAUCAGCAAUUUUUGGCAGAUUAACAAUUAGUCUCAAACAAGCUAAAAUUGGCCGAUUUAAUCGGCUUGCCGAUAAAUCGGUCCGGCCCUACUAAAUAUAUCGGGAUAUGACUUUUGGUCCAUAUCACCCAGCCCUACUCCACACCAGACAUUUUCCCUGAAUAAUUUAUUUCACUCCCUCCCUUUUGUACCUCCUGCAUCAAAUCUUUCUUUAUUGUCUUUCAUUUACAAACAGAUGUAUGGGCGCUACACCCAGGAGCUGGGGGUGUACGCGAAAGAGGAAGCAGCCCGCCUUCGGGAUGGUGGAGCACGAGAUGGUGGAGCGCUGCGGAGGAACACCAGCGUCCGAAGUCGUGCUGCAGAUCUGCUGGAGUACGAGAAAGACCCCUGUGCUAAGUGUCAGUGUAAGUGAUAAACAUUUGACAAGUGCUUAACCAUCUCCAGAGCUAGCUGGAUCAACAUUUGCAGUGUACUUGGGACUCCAAAAUAAUGUGAAGGUCAGACAGAAGGAGGCCUCGGUGCUUGUAAGCUAAGUGGUCCUUGUGUGUGUGUGUUUUUGUAGCAGGUUGUGAUGCUUCAGUGAGUGUGCAGUGAAAACAUUGAUUUCUUUCAGUACAGUAGAGCAGACUCCUGAUUCUGGAGAGAGAGGGAGAGGGAGAUUAAUGGUCAAACGUAUCUGAUCUGGGCAGUGACAUGCUGCCCACAAGGAUUGACUCAAUGUCAAACAAACAUAGCCCCCUCUGCUGGCUGCCAGAGGCCCACCAUGUUUGAGAGUUUGUGUAAAUAUCUGAUGUGGACUGUCAGAUUAUUUUAAGUCUCGUCCUCCCAGAUGGAUGCAGAUAAGGGAGUGGCACCAGAAGAAAGCUUUCCUUCAGACUGAUAUGAUCAGCGGCAGCAAAGUGACAGACUGUGUGUGUAUCCAAGGGAGUGAGAGAGAGUGUGUGUUUGCCUCCUCUAAAUGUGCUCAUUCUCAUUCAUACUCGAACUUAACCUUCAGUUUCUACGUCGCAGAAAUCAAGGGUUUCAUUAUUUUUCAAGUCAGCACAGGCACAACGCUACUUAAGGGUCAUUCAUCCAAACUGAAACAUCAGAGCCUGUUUCUGCUGGAGAAAUAGCCUCUGUAAAAAUCUGUUAACGCUGACGUCUAGGGAUUAUCCUCAGUAGCAAGGACAGUGGAAAGAUACAUCACAAUGUCAUUUUUCUAUGUUGCAAAUCAAGUUCUCCUCAUCUGGAUUAGCGCUUGUGUCCAUAAAUGCCGAUUUAUUUAGCCAGUGGUACUACAAUUUCUUUUUUUUUCUUUCCAGUGCUUACAGUUAGAAGCUAUAAAAGCUGUCCUCUGAAUCACUGUAGAUGCUCUGUUUGUUUAUAGUAGCUUACAUUUAAUGAUACUUUAUCAAGAAACCAUUAGAAAAUAUAGAAAUUGUGUCGUAGCACUUGUAGCUUUAGACUUGGGAAUUGUACCUUUAGACAUCAAGUGUGGUUGAUGUUGGGAAGAGGCUCAAUACUCACUUUUUUAACCAGGCUUUUCACUAAUUGCCUUUUUAUAUUUCUCUCAUUGCAAAUGUUCAUUUUAAUCGAAGUUCUUAUUAUUUGUUUUAUGUCAUUUUAUUAACUACCUCUGUUCUUAAUCUUUUUCUAAAUUCCCAUCACAGGUUCAUACAAUAUUAUUUUCUUGUUUUAGUUCAUCAGGUUUUAGUCUUUCUUUUUACGGUUUUCAUUUCUAUUUUUACCUCCAGCGUUUCCAAGAGGUGGCUCUUUCCUCACGUAAUGUCUCGGUGUCAGGCCAUGUCUCUCUUACAAUAUUUCUUAAACGCUCACACUGUGUGCAGUUGUGUGUGUGUGUAUGUGUGGGUGAGAGAGUGAGGGUGGGUGUGUUCCUUUGUGUGCCUGUGCGUCCAUGGGUGUGUGUGUGGGUGGAAGGGUCGGGUUUUAUUGUCAUUAAUUGUUGGUUUUAGCCUCUGUGAGGCACUUUGAACUGCAUUUUUUGUAUGAAAAGUGCCAUACAAAUAAAGUUGAAUUUGAAUUUGAAGUGCAAGGACCUCCUCCAUUAUAGAGUUAAUAUCAGGAGUCCACUGCUAACUUUUAUAGGAUGAUGGCGGAAAAGUGACACACUUGAAAAUUUAACUAUUCACUUAUGAAAGUAAGAAACAGAUGUGACUAAGAGUGUCUUGUACUCAAGACACUGGGCACUAAAAACUCCCAGCUGUAUUGGCUCUGUGUAAAGAAUAGAUCCUGGCAGUGUAAAAACGUUGUUAAUGGACAUAGGCCCUUAUAGUAAUAUAUGUUAAUAAAACUCUAAAUCUUAUCCUGGUUUGAUCCAGUAGCUCUCGGCUGGAGUUGCAUAAAAAAUUAUGUUAAAAUAGCAUGUGGUUGAUGAAUUAGUGAAUUGACAAAUGUUUAAGUAUUAAAAAACUCUAAUUUGGGGUUACUGGUUUGAAACAGAGAAUGAUAUUCAUGGUAAAAGUAAGAGAAGAAAAAAACAAGUGCAGAGCAAGUGUCCUCACACGUGUUCACACAAGUGAGCCAGCAUGGCUGCUUUCCAGGCUCAGUCUCUGCCUCUUUGCCCUUGUGACUAGUGAUCUGAUUAAAGCUCGAUAAAUUGCACCAUAGGUGAAAGCCGCACUAUAUUUGCCAGGUCCCGCUCCCUUGCUGGCUGUAAUGGAAGCCAUUUAAAACAAUCACUUUCAGAUCAGGAGCCAGCCGGAGUGAUUUGUGUGCUGGCUGUCUGUGUGUGGUGUGUGCUCGUAGAUCAAGAGGUGUUUGUAUUUUUAGUCUUGUCUUUAGAUAGAUGCCCAGGCUGGACAGGCGCUGAUGUUGUUGUUAGGUAAAGUGUGAAGAGAGAACCCUCAGUUUGGGUGGAAGUGGGAGGUUUUUUUCUGUGUUUAUCUGACAUGUAUCUACUGUAGCUGUGUGGGAACAUCAUCUUUGUGGGUGAUGGACUACGAGUGUUUAAGCUUUGUAACAGGAGCCGCAGCUUAUGAACAAGGCAGCCUACACAUGCUGCCAAAGGCUCUGCUGCUGGUCAUGGUGGAGAGCUAAAAUAAAGUACUGCCUCACUGUUUAUUUGGACUCAAAGAGAGAACAUUUCUGGGUUUUUUUUACCUGUUGUCAAGCCCAGACAUUUGCUCCCUCGGUUACUUCAAGGACUGUUUUGUGGCUUGUUUUAUUUUGCCUCUGAAAAUAUUGCUUACAGGUGAAAAAUGUCUCUUUUAUUUUGACUUUUGUUGCAGAUUACAGCUUGUUGGCUUCAGAUGAUGCAUUGCAGAGGUGCAGAAAAUGUCUGGCAAGGGUGGGAUUUUUUAUUACAAGAUCAAGAGCAGACAUCUGUGGACGCCACUGAGCCUGCGGAUGUGAACGCAGGCCAAGAUGCGCACCAAGUAUGAGGCUUUGCAGGUGCCAGGCGAGCAGAGUAUGUGUGUAUUUGUGAGAGAGGGAGAGUGAAAAGAAGUAAAAGCUAUGUCAAUGGGAACUUCCCCAGUGCCUUUUAACGUAGGAUUUCCAAAUGAGCCCAAAUAGAAAUGACAGAUCCAGAGAAAUAUGGUAGUUUGAUCCCCAAACACACAUUCACAUUAUGAGUUUACUCAGUUUUUGGCCGGUUUGUUGUCACAUGCACAUGAUUUUGUGGCUUUUUGACGUCCUCUGUUGGAAACUGGCCAUCCAGCAGGUGGCCUGGAGACCGGGCAGCUUGCCCCGUCAUGCAAACAGUCGUGCCCCGCCUCCCUCUGGAUGCUCAGCCUCCCCCCUGUGACCUGAAUCCUGAACCAGACAGACUGCUGUAGUGUCUGACUUUGUACUCUUUCCUCUUUCUACACAAUAGCAGUGACAUUUAAAACAAAAGGUAUGUUAGUUGACAUGCCCUUUGAAAUGACAGAAAACAACAAAUUGGGAGAAGUUUGUUUUCUGUCAGUUCUGCACAUAUUGUAGGAGAUAUAUUUUUGGAUUAGAUUAACCUGGUAAAUGUAGAUGAUUUAUAGUUUUGAUUUGAGUAAUAGUUCUGAGGCUUUUGUUUACUUUGCUGCUCAGACUAAGUCUGUCACUACUGCAGCUGACACACAUUUUGACAUAAAUGACGCAGAUGUCUCGACCUUUGCAACUGUUCCCUGGAUUGCAGGGCAGAAUCUUGCUCCUCAUUUCCUUAUCAGAGAUGGUUGGGGUCCAGCAGCUUCUCCAGCAACUCUAACAUCUGUACCUGGUCACAGUCAUUGUUUACCGACUCUGAAGACCAGCCUCAGAUUGAAACUAUAUUUUCCACUGUGUCAACUGGCAGCGAUAAAACGUGUCAUCUUUCUAGCUGAUUGAUUUGAUAUGUGUGUAAUCAGAUUUCUCUAAGUGUCACUUUAGCGAUUUAGAGUAAUUCACUGUUCCUGUUUGACCAUAGACUGUAUAUACUUUUGACAACUUGGUCCCGCCUUCCACCAGUAUACGGAUUUGAGGCCAAAAAGCCCUCUGCAAUUCUGCAUUUUUUCUCCACUUCCUGAAACCAACAUUGCACAGAAGCAUUGUACACAUUUAGCAGGAGUGUCGCAGAGAGUUGCUCUGUUGACGCUCGGCUCAAACAGCGUAUCCCACAGGUGAGCUACGCAUUCUUCAAACUCCCAUAGGCUGUAUCAAGUGUCAAUCAUAGAAAACAUUAACCCUCAAUAACUUUUGAAAACGGAGCUGUACAGAAAAAAGAGGACUUGAGCAUAAACCAGUCUUACAGUAACUACAUAUCAACAUCACAAUUAAUUUCUAAAGUUUGUCCACAGCCCCGUAAGGAUGGCGCGUUAUGAGUUAAACUGCAGCCCAUCACUGGAGUGUGCUGUUCUCGUGGUGGCUUCACUCAGCGAGGAGGCAGACGCUGUCCAUUCUAUAUACAGUCUCUGGUUUUGACCAAUCAGAAUAAAGUAUUUAACACAACUGAGUAAAAAAAAUAGCUUUGAACUCCAGGCCAGGUAAUAUUUGAUCAUGAUCUAAUCUUUUCACCAUUAUGAAAUGUCACACAAUUGUGUGAGUGACUAAAAUGAUGCAGCGCCUACCUUUGUCACCGAAAGGUCAAAGGUCCACUGUGAUAUUAUUAUGUCCUGACAAAAGUCAAUAGUCCUUUUCAUUAGUGAGUCUGCAACAUGCUGUAAUGCAGCUCUGCUGUCAUUAGGCCAUCGUACUUUCAUAUUGAUCUUGUGGUGUGGUAAUAGCAGCGUAUGACAGUGUAUGAUGUCACCUUACGUUGUGGCGGCACAGAAGCAUGAGGGGUCGACACACAGCGUGAACUUCACAUAGACUUGGACAGGCAGAAAUUCAGAGCACUGCUCCAAAGCCAUCUGAGCAGCAGGGUGAGAUCUCUUCUGACCCCUUUGAGACAAAUGUGUUGAUUGUGAGAAGGUUCAGGGGCAAAAAUAUGGGUCCUUGAUCGGGGGUCAUCAACAGGGGUAGAAUCACAUCAGUGGGAUUCUCAUUUGGUGACAGUUUUCUGUGGUGCUGUGUUGAAACAGUGGCGAUUAUCUGGAUUAUUUUGUGCUGCUUAUUUGAUGAUAAGUCUGAAGAAUCUAGGGCUGGGUGAUAAACUGAAAAUUUACAGAUACCGAAAUUUACGACAAUAACCGGCCUCAUUUUGCCCAUAUCUGUAUAUUCAGUGUCAAAAAUAAAUAAAUAAAAGUUGUUUUUGGAUGUGUGUAGGUAGGCUAUGGUCUCAUGUCCCUUUAAGACGCUGUCCUACAUCAGAGACAUGACUCCACCCCAUCCAGUCCAUAACAAAGAGAGAAAGACAGGUGAGGAGAUGGAGGACGGUUCAAAAGUUGUAGCAGGUGGCUGAAGUUGAUGAAGUUAACGUGGGAGGGGGUUAACAGCUUGUGGAGUAGUUAUCGUCCAUUUAUCGUUAUCAAAGUGAACUGCUCAAUAUAUCGUGAUAUUGAUUUGAGGCCAUAUCGCCCAGCCCUAGUAGAAUCUGACAUUAAGUUCUGUCCACUCUAAUAGCUUCAAUUUAAUUAAAUCAGCUCUAUAUAGCUUAUUAACCACAUACAGCAAACCUGACUUUGUGUUGGUUGCUCUUGUUUAAAUGCACAUAAAUGUUAUGAGAGCUCAAUCUAACCAGAGGGGUCCCGUUUAUAUUACACGAUAAUUUGUGCAAAGAAUCCCUUGCCAAGACAGCAGCAGAGUUUUAAAAAUGUUUUAAUACGAGUGGUUGGCAGAGACAGCCAGCUCUCACUGUGAAAUGAUCUGAUGGAAAAGCAGCAAUGUGUUAAUCCUUUUGUUCAAACUUUUUGACUGUGAGGCAGAGUCUCAUUUGUUUGUGGAAAACAAAAAAAUUGACAAAGAGAAAAUCGUUUCUUUGUCGGGGGAUAUUUACAGAGGCGGAUUAACAAACAUUUCUGGCAGAUUUAUUUGGGAUCCACUCAAAUGUACUUCAUUGCUCAUGGUUUAUAAAGAAGUAUGCCGCUUGGGUUAUAAUGAUUGGUUUAUCAAUUGAACCACAGGCAAACCCACUCUGCAGCCAGAUAAGUUAUUUCAAGCAAUAUUUCAAAGUUUGUUCGGUCCAACUUUUCUACAGGAAGACUUCCAGUACAAAAAAGGAAAAAAUUGUACAAUUAGUGCAGUGGUUCUCAAGUCCAGUCCGCCCGUCCUGCAUGUUUUGGAUGUUUCCCUGCUCCAACACACCUGAUUCAAAUGAUUAGCUCGUUAGUAAGCCAUUACAGAGCUUGAUAACGAGCUGAUCAUUUGAAUCAGGUGUGUUGGAGCAGGGAAACAUCCAAAACAUGCAGGACUUGAGAACCACUGAAUUAGUGUUUGACAACAGAACAUAUAGACAGAAGUUGAUGAUUUUUGAAGAGGAUUAGAUGUCAGAAAAAUGACAGGAAAUAAUACUGUAGGCCCCUGCUUCAUUUUUAUCCCCAAACCAUCUUCCAAGAUCUAUCCCCUCCGUCUUUUCCCUCCCUCUGUCUGUCCUGUUGUCAUUCAGAGAUCAGUUGCUUUCCUGGUUUCCCUUAAAACACAUCAGAAGUAGUUUUUCACGACUAAAUAGGCGUCUGCAGCAACAGUCGCAUUUGUCUCAAAUACGGAUCUGGUAAUUGUGUUAGUAGCACAAUUUCAGCUUCUCCAGGGACGAGCACAUCUAUGAAUGCUCGCUCUGGAUGUGGAAGUGAAUUCCAGGCUUUGGUAAUGUCCGUAGACAAAAAUGAAGAAAUGAGUCCAGUGAUGCUUCUUUUAGCUGACCUAGCUCAGAGUUAUAGAUUAUAAUGUGACAUUAGAAUUUAUAACCAUGACCCAGCUUUUUUUUCUCUCUAGAUUCUGUCUCUUCCUCUCUUUUUUUUCCAGGUGAUAUUGGGGUCUGAAGACCAGAGAAAGCACUACAUCAACACAGUCCGUUAAGUUCACGUGUUGCUGGCAUCAAAUCUAAAAUAUAUCUAAUUAAACUUUCUUGUUUUUGUUUCAUUAUCUUAUAACUUGUCUUUACAUUAUUGUCACUUAUACAGGAUUUUAUUUUUAUUUAUAUUUUUCACAAUGUUUGAAUAUUUUUGGAUUUGAGGUUGCAGUUACACAUCAAAAUACAUUUCUUACCGCGUUUUAUAACAGCAAACGUCUUUAGCCUCUUGUUAACAUAAAGCACAAAGCUGAGAUUUACUUCUCCAACAUGUAAAAAAAUUUAUUGCCAAGGCAGUUACAACAGACAUAAAGCUUUUUGCCUCUGUGUACAGACGUCAGUGAGCAGGAGCUGCUGAAUGUGACUUACGUCUUGCGAGUUUACACAUGAUGGAAAUAUUGAACAGUUAAUAAAACAGCUAAGUUACAAUGACGCUUUAGAUUUUUAUCAGCCUCUCUAUGGGAAAGUUUGAGCUAUAGCCUGAAUAUCUGUUAUGGCUGACAUUAGAAUGAACUCUCUGUUGAAGAUAACAUCAGACAAGGUAAAGGGGACUUAUCUGUCCUCAGCUUGGAGCUAAGCAGUCAACACACCUUUUAAUAUAAGUCAUGUUUAUUUCACAUUUUUUUGCUAUUAUCCCUGCUGCUUAAACUCUGAGUCAUUUUUUGGGAUUACCAAUUUCUAAUGCUAUCAUCAGCUCUGUUUCCAUGGCCUGGAUUGCAGGAUACUCCAGGGAUGGUUGUGGUUCAGUGGCUCCAUGGACUGUUCUCACACUGUCAAUAUUUUCUGGUUUUUGCCACAUUAUUAAAAUAAAAUGUUGACAGAUGCUACCUCCUUUUGCCAUGUUUUAGUAAAUGUGCUGGACUCUUUUCUUGUGAUUAAUUUGAUUUAUAGAUUUUUGCUUUUGCAGUUGAAAAUGUAUUUUUUUGUUGUUCGUGGGUUGUGAACAAUCAGAAUCAAGUAUUCAACACAGCUAGGGAAUAACCAAAGAUAUGUCAUUUAAAGCUUUAACAGUGGUAUAAAGAUACUGUUUGUGUCACAAAUAAAUGCAUCUUUGCUCUGAUAAUUUAACCUGUUUUGUUUCUUUCACAACAAUGUGGUGUGUGUGUGUGUGUGUGUGUGUGUGUGUGUGUGUGUGUGUGUUUUAAGUUACUCUGAGGCUUUUAAUUUUUGUCAUUUUUGGAUGUUUUAUUAUUUUUUCAUAUCUAUAAAAACAGGGUUCCUACGCAGUUGGAAUUUCCAUACUUUUCCAUACCCUACCUUUUAGAAUUAUUUCUGGACACACCUGCUUUUCUUUUUUAGGAAACUGUAUUUUAUAACUGUGGUAGUCUGUUAACAUAAUAUUUUUCCAUACUAUAUUUUUCAUUUACCAUACUUUUUAAGACCUGGAAAUUGAUCAAAUUACUUCCAUACUUUCCAUACUUGUGGAGGAACCCUGUAAAAAGUAUUUUUGAGUGAUGUAAAGCAGUUUGUUCGUUUUACACCCCCAUUGUGUCUCACAUUAAUACCCCCAUUCUUUCUCUUUUCCUUUUUUUCAUUACCUCAUUUUUUCUCUCUGUCUCUGUCAUCCUCAGUCCUCAAAUCUUGAUAAAUUACUCCCCCUAUUUUUUACCUUUGCUUCCCUUUCUCUCCCCCUCUUUAUCUCUGUGCUCCCAGCAUGUGCAUCUCGCUGUCAAAAGUUCCUGAUCUCUCGGGUUGGGGAGGACUGGAUCUUCCUAAUUCUGCUGGGCUUGCUCAUGGCUCUGGUCAGCUGGGUCAUGGACUACGCCAUCGCCUUCUGCCAAGAAGGUAAGAAAGAGACAGAGAGCCAGAAGGGGGAUAAGAUAACAGACUGUUCUCUCAGAGGCGGCCAAGUUGUGUAAUAAUUACAACUAUUAAUAAUUUAUGAUGACAAGCAAACGGGCGUAGUCAGGUAUGCUACAAGAGUAGGAAUGAUAAUGAAGUAUUAAUACAGAUUGACUGGCUUUCUGCCAUCAGGUUUUAUUGAUCAAGCCAUUAAAGUGACUGUCAUCGGUAUUUAAAGGAUCAAUUAAUAUGAUCUGCACUCACAAGUGGCUGUAAAAUCGUCCUGGCACUUGGAUUAAUGGCUGAGUGCUAACCUCUUGGUUUCAGAGUUCAUUAUGAUGUAUUAUCUUGACAUAAAAUAUAAGUCCCUCUUUCUAAGGUUGUGUAAUAUUCUGAAACAGAUGGUUACAGUGAGUUUAUGGAGAUGAACAAAUAAAGAGUUUUACAGAUAUGUGGAAACUGAAGGUGCUGAUCUGUAACAGGAGGAAUUUUGUUAACUGAGGAUUGUUUUCUCAUUAGUUGUAGUCGUCAUUCAGCUUCUAAACAGGAGCCUCUUAACCAUUUAUUAAAAUCCAGUCCAGUCAUAGAGCGCAGGCACACAUCACACCUGCUUCUCCAAGACAACAUCUAGCAGAAAAGGGUUACUCCGCUAAUUUUCAGCAGGUCAAAUCUUAUUCAGUCAUACUGCGAUCAGAUGUGCUGUGUUGUAAUGCAGCCAAACUCAUUAUUUAAUCAUUCCCACCCACAUAUUUUCUGUUUCUGUUAUCCAGAAAAAAAUAAGAGAAACUGCCCAGUGAAGAAUUAAAACAGAUACUUGUUGAUUUUGUGUUCCACACAUUCGCAAAAAGGAUUAACAGUGUCUCAAACAGAGAAACUGAAUUCACCUUGCAGUUUUCCUGUUUGAUCCACCCUCUUUAAGACAGACGCACAGGCCAGGCAAGCAAGGGCAACACAGUCACGUAAGAACAAUGAUAUAAUUUCAUUAAUCAUUUAUCCUUGAACUCAUCUGGUAAACUGCCUGGUUUGCUCUUUGCAAAUGACUUCAUCUGCUUAUAUCAGGGAGAAAUUACAGCCAUCUGUGCGGUGAAGCUAAGUUACAGCUAGCAGCAGUGUAGCCUUACCUUGCUUGCUUGCAAAUUUUAGUGCCACCAAAAUACUAUCUAUAUGACACUGAUCAGGUGUCCAUCAAUUACUUGUUAACUGGAACUUUUACAUUGUUGGAGAAGCGCUUUGCAUAACGACAAAAGCGGAGUACCUGGAAAUGUGUUAGAGGUGGAGUAGGCAGGAUCUGAGGAAGUGCCAGUUUUGGGGAGAAAAAUGUAAACACUACCCCUCCAAACCAUUUUCCCCUCAGCUUCUCCUCUCCCCUCCCUCUCUGCUCCAGCAAGCCCCGCCCACAAACAGACGCUCCUGCUCACUCGUAUCGUUCCAGUUAAAUUCAAAUAUAAUGCAGAUAAAUACUUCAGAUAAUUACAAAUGGGGCCCAGUCAAUGUGAAAGUAAAAAGCAUAGGCGCUACUGUAGAUGCCAACAGACUACCAGCAAACACAAUGUUUUCAGGACUUCUACAACUUGGAUAAAGUGACUAAGGUAUUCCAGGACCCGAGGUUAACAGUUUAGCGGCGCUAUGAAACGCAGUAGGUCCCGUUUGACAAGAAACACUUCUGUUACACUUGGCUUACUUUGUUAAAGCGGUUUACUUGUCCAGCAGAAAGACCCUAAAGCGUCCCCCAUCAUUGUUGACCCGGCUUUUUUACCUCCUUUUUAAGCGCCCAUUAUUCCACCAGAGUCUCCGGUAUUUACUUUGUUUUAUUGCUUGUGUUGGCAGUCACGGCUAAAGGAUGAUUCAGACAAUUUUCUGUACUUUCUGGUUGGUUUCUACUGUCCGAUAUUGUAGCACGCUAACUUUGUUUGCCGGGGAGCAGCGUCUGCCUCACAACCAAUCAGGUUUGGGGAGGCGGAGAAUAGCUUUGUUUACAGUCAGAAAGAGCGGAGCGCUCAAAAAUUUUAAAAUGUUGACUACACAGACAUAACAAAACACAGCGAUAUCGUUAUAUUACCAUUCUAUUACCAUUAUAUUAAUGUCAUCAAUAACUAAUAGCUAUCGACUGAUAUUAAAAGUUUUCUUGUAUAUACACCACAAAAAAAGAUGCUUCUUGAAUGGAUUCCUGCCUACCCCACCUUUAAUCAUUGAAAGCGUGUUUGUAAGACCUCCUGGUGUAAAAAUCGAAAGCACUGAAGGAGGCAAUUUUCAGGACAGACAUUUUCCUCUGAUCCAAGAGAAAUCGCUGUGCUGUGUUUCAUGAUACGGUAUUUAACGACGUGGAAUUGAUAGUGAGGGAGAUAAAUGAUGAAUGAGGAUGAGGAGGUCACUGAGAGGCGGGAAGUUGGGAAACGCAUGAAUGCCGCAGAGGUGGAAAAAAGCGAAGGUCAAAGAGAGGUUAUAAGGUAAUGAGGGCUUGAGUAAAUCUCCUGGCAUCAGAUGAAUCUUAAUCGAACAGGAAAAAAAAUCUUCUAACGUGGUUCGGUGUUGCUACUGCAUUAUACUGAGAGGAAGUUACCUUUGUGCGUUUGUGUGUGUGUGCAGCACAGAAGUGGAUGUAUGGUGGACUGGACAGUAACUUGCUCCUGCAGUACAUCGCUUGGGUCACCUACCCUGUAGUGCUCAUCACUUUCUCAGCAGGAUUCACACAGAUACUGGCUCCCCAGGCCGUGGGUAAGAAGCACACAUGCAGACUAACACACACUCAUUGACCCGUUAUGCUGAGUCCUAUGUGUUCAUAGCUUUAAUUCCUGGUCACAUUUCUUUGUUUGAAUAUUGAGAUUAGCUCCAUAAUGCAGCACGAGUCCUCCAAGGACAUGUGCAGUAUGACUCUCUGUGGUCAAGUCUGCAGGAUAUCUGUAAAUCAUACCUUUUAAUGCAAUGUGCAUACAGGAAACUAUAUGAAUAUCAAUCAGCUUCCCUCCCUCCCCCUUUCUUGCACAUCUAUUCUCCUCAUCCCUCUCUGAAAUUGCUUUCUUUCAAUUCUUCUUUGCCUUUCACUCCAUCAUCCCACCUGGCAACUCUUUCUCUACUCCUCAGGUUCAGGUAUUCCUGAGAUGAAGACUAUACUGAGAGGGGUGGUCCUGAAGGAGUACCUGACUUUUAAGACAUUUGUGGCCAAAGUUAUCGGUUUGACCUGUGCUUUAGGCAGUGGGAUGCCUCUUGGAAAGGAGGUAUUUUUCCUUUCAUCUUUGCCCAUCACAGUCUUGACUGUAAAAAUCACUUAGACAGUUUUUUUUCUGUCCUCCACGCUUUAUUAAUCUUGCUUCCUCUGAUCUCAUCAAAGUCAUGGCCGUGAAAAUAAAAAGGUGUUUUACAGCUGAUAACAUUUCCAAUUUUGUUUGGUCAAUAAAGUUGCUAAACCUAAAUCAAAGCGAGGUUUCGAAAUUGCUCCUGAACUUAAAUGCUGCAUGCUCUACUCUUUGAGUCACAUCCUGUCUACUAAUCUGCUGAUGUCUCUCCAUCCUGCCACUCAGGGUCCUUUUGUUCAUGUUGCCAGCCUGUGCGCCGCCCUCCUCAGCAAAUUCAUGGCUGCUCUUUUUGGAGGGAUUUACAUGGUGAGGAUGUAUUGAAUAGCAACGCAGAUUCACAGACGAACUGAUGUACAAGUUAAAGUUGUAUAAAUUUUAAGCCUCUGAUGACUUUGAAGAUUAUUUUACUCUAAAUAUUGCUGCUUGCAAAUCUCAGACCAAUUUGAAUUUUACACUUUCACUUUUUAAGACUCAUCCAAUGAUAUUUAAAUAUAGAUAGAUAGAUAGAUAGAUAGAUAGAUAGAUAGAUAGAUAGAUAGAUAGAUAGAUAGAUAGAUAUUCUUUUUGUUGUGUUAAUUGAUUAAAGUCAAGCAUGAAAAAUUGUAUACAUCUGCAACAGGUAGUGUUACCCUGCCAUAUCUCUCCCUUAACCCUAUAUUGCCUUUUGUAUCAUAUAUGAUACAUACUUUUAUGAUACUUCUAUCAAAUCAUUAAUGAUCAACAAAUUAUUUAAAAAAAAAACACCUGAAUACAGUCCAAUAAAUGAUAAAAAUGUCCUCUUGUGGUUUAUCAGUUAUCAAAAACAUCUAAUGUAUCAAACGAGAUAAAUAAAUAAAUUUGUCAAAUUUAAAGGACAUUUAGAUUUUUUGAUUUUCAGUAGUAAGUGAAAUAAACAUUUCAGCUCCAAAAGAAAUGGAGUUUUCUGGCCAUAAUUUGUGGUUUCAGGCAUUAAAAGGUUAAGCUUAAAUGAUCUUGCUUCUUCAGUAAAAAAAAAAACCAAUAAUCAUAAAUCACAGAUUUAAGCAUUAAAGGAAUAGUGUUCCAGUUUUGUAAAUGUCAUGCAGAAGACCAGAGAUGCGGCUUUCUAAGGGUUACAGAACAAAACACCACUUUUUAUACUCUUAAUCAAACUCAUUUAAAUGUCUGAGUUUAAAAAGUUGAAGAUGGUGGAAGAUGUUGUAGCUGAAGAGCAUUUCACCCUCUUCAUGCUCAGACAGAUUUUUGUCUGCCCUGAUUUUGAUCCAAACCAUUUAUCACACAAGUGGUUGGUUUACCACUCUUUUGUGGACAAUUAUAAUCACUGGUGCUGAUAUGAAUUGUUCCAAAACCUGUUUUUUUCAUUAUUAGUCCAAUUAGAUUAUAAAUGUAAAUGCAAAUGUAAAUGUUCUUUAUUUAUACAGCCCUUUAUAGCAACCUUCUCGGGGAACCAAAGUGCUUCACAUUACGUAGUAAAUAAAAAUGAAUGAAUAAAAACAAUAAAAAGCAAUAAAAACAAUAAAAAGCAAUAAAAAAGAAUAAGAUACAAUGCAAUAAAAUAAAGUGUCACCACACUACUGGGUAUUAAAAGCCAACAUAUUUAAUUCUGUUUUUCAAUCGAGAUUGGAAAAGGCCCAGGACGUAAAUAAGUCUCAUUGUGGUUAAUAUGAUACUUAAGAAGCCAUAUUAAUUGGAGGACAAAUUCCUACUAUGUCAGACCAUAAACUGUGUAACAGCUGGAAACCAGGUCACAAUGCUCCUCCCGCUGUGACAGGACAAGUCAAAAGACUGCCUUGAUAAGUGCUGACAUACUGUGUUUGAGGAGCCAUGCACAGAUGCAGUAUAUCCUAUAAAGCCAUGGGCCUAAAGUCACAGUCCUUCCGCUAACCAAAUCAUGCAGCUCAUGAAUUCAACAUCAGAGAGGUCUCAGGUCCAAACAGGCCACAGCUGAACAGAUUCAUGCUCCUCUGCUAAUCCAGAAAAAAAGACUGCUUUAAGAGCGGCAUCUUUCAACAGAGCUGUCUGUAAACCAUCUUUCACCGACUCAUAACAUAACUAAACUUCCCAGAGCAUGGAUCAGCAUUAUAAGAACUAAAUUUGAUAUCAAAAAGCAUGUUUGACUGUGUUUUAAUUUUGUAGUUUGACCCACGUCUCAUCUGUUGAUAAUGAAGGAGGCGGGGCUUAUGAAUUAUUCUGCAGCCAGUCAGUAGGGGGAGCUCUAAAUGUUUUGGCUGAUUAGGUUCCAAACCCCUUUUUUUGUACCCAGUUGUAUGUUUAUUUUUGUAGUUAAAAUGGGGCAUUUUAAUGUGGGUGGUAAUGGGGUCUCCUGAGCUUUUGGAGCCAGCCUCAAGUGGACACUUGAGGAACUGCAGUUUUUAGCGCUUGCACAUUAACUUCAUUUUUUAACACUGAAGGUUGCAACUUGCUCCGGAGAUUAUUUAAAGGCUAUGUUUUAACUAGCUGACAAACCCUUUUUUUCCUAUUCCUCUGCUCAGUACAAGCACAGCAGCAGAUGGUGAAACUAGAGGCCAUCUUUAACCCUUUAAUUACCCUUUAACUUUCACUCUUCAGGUCAAAGUUUUUUUAGCAGUCCUAAUUGUUUUUUGUAAACACCUCUCAUGUUUCCUUGAUUUUCUACCGCUCCCAGGACUCACACUCUCACCUCCACUCAUGUGAGACCUCACCGUGACCUUCUGUUAAGUCCUGCCCUGGACUUUGGGCUGUGUGCUUCUCCUGCGUUCCCCAGCAGCACCAUAAGUACAAAGAAGACAGACGGCAGUGAUGUGGGGAUGGGGAAAAUUCCCGUCAGCACUGUUAGAGAUAGUCCCAGGCGUCAACAAUGUGGCCAUUAAACAUAAUUACUCUGGGAAAAUGUUAAUUCGGUUCGCAGAAGAAUCAAGACUGUGUUUGCUGAAGCUGUCUCUGCUUGUUGACUUUGUGUGGUCUGGAUAAUAAGUUGGAUGACUUCCAGUAGCAAACAAAAGGUAACCUCUACACUUGCACAAAUCACACUCACAUACUUCUGUCUUUUGUGUGUGUUUUUUCACUUUCUCUGCUAAAGGAAGAGCCCUUUGAGGGAAGCAAGGUAUGAAUGCACGAACCGAGUAGUUUCUUUAUUGCCAAUUCCAUCGUCAUCAAUAAUCCAUGUUGUCCAUUUCAGAAGCUGAAAUAGAUUGAUGCCUUUCUAUAUGUGUGCGCUGUUUGACGCUGUUCAGUGGACCGUCACAGUGAGGCAUCGAUCCGUGCUGCCAUUGCUUCUCUGCGAACACCUCAUACCAUGAUUUCAACUCUCAGUCCUCCUGGCUUUGCAGUUAUUGCUUCCAUAUCCCUUCACUUCAUGCAGUCCUCGUGGAUGUGAAAAGACAGGGCAGCAGCUUUUAAGUAAAACUGUUGCAUUUGUAAAAAGUUCCUGACUUUGAUUUUCAUUGAAAACACUAUUGUGGUGUAUUGUGUGUGUCUGUGGUAUUUUCUUGUGUACUGUAUGUACUGUACAACCGUUGGCAUUUGAGUGUGCGUAUGUGUUUGCUUGAAUGCUUGUGUGUGUGUCUGUAUGUGUGUCUGUAUGUGUGUAUAUUUGAUUUUUGUCGGACAGAAUGAGCUGAGGAACACAGAGAUGCUCUCGGCUGCUUGUGCAGUGGGGGUCGGCUGCUGCUUUGCUGCCCCAAUUGGAGGUAAGAAAAACAUGGCUGCUGCACACUCUGAUUUAACGCAAUCUAAUUAUGUUAGGUAGGUGUGGGAUCUAAUUAGGUGAGAAUAUUUACACCCCCACCCCUAGGUAGGAGAGCGGGUGCCACUCUUGGUCAGAUCAUCUCUCGAACUUCUUGAUUUAGAGCAGAAAUUCAAAUCUAUCCACUUUUGGCCAUCCAGGUGUUAAAUUUGGCGCUGACGUCAAUCUCAGAGGAUGUCUCUCUCUGUUUUAGGUGACCCUGUGUCCUUCCCUCUAGCUGCACUCUUGAGUCAAACAACCUUGUUUCAAUUCUCAAGUUUAUCAGAGAGUUCAGCUCAUUGUUUGGCUGUCUAUUUUUUGGACAACUUUGCUGGUUCACUUUUUUCAUUUGCGGGUUUCAUUAAAACAGUCUAAUUGGGUCCAAUUAAACCUAGUGAAACAGUGAACAUUAAGAUAUAAACAGUCUGUACUAAUAGCAACUUAUUUUUGUACAAAGCGGCAGGUGAAGUUCAAUCAUAGUGGCUGGAAAACAGACAGAGCAAAAUAAGCUACUUUUACCUGGAGAUUCAUGGUCUCUUGAGGAUGAAUCUUCAUGCUUUUUGUAAUAUCCUGAUGAUUUCCCUCAUGCUUCCUAAGGGUCAAAUUCUGACUUUUAACAAAACUUGGGUCCAUGUCAAAAAGAUAACAUCUGUGCCUUCAGAUCAAAAUGUCAUUCAAAAUGGUGUAAAAUACAGUUGUGUAUCCUUGAGUUUAGUCAUCAGCCCUUAAGCAUAUAGGCAUAUCAAUUUUUACAACCUUGCUCCCUACAUGACGAACUUUUGAGAAAUAUGUUUUAAGAAUAGUUUGCAGAGUAGAAACCUUUCCACAUCCAGCCUUAUCCAGAAAGGUUUCAGUGUAUGCAUUGUGAUACGUCUCUGUUUUUGAGUAAAUUAAAGGUAUAUGAGAUGUUAAAAUGUUCCUCAGCUAAUUUUGAGAGAUGCUGUAGAAGUCUUUGUAGAUGUGAUACCAUCAAUGCUUUUUUAUGUGAAGAUGCUUAAAAUAAAGCUGAGAAAGUUCCAUAAGAGUUUGUGUUUGUGUAAUUCAGGGGUGCUGUUCAGCAUUGAAGUCACUUCUACGUUUUUUGCGGUGAGGAACUACUGGAGGGGCUUCUUUGCUGCCACCUUCAGUGCCUUUAUAUUCAGAGUGCUUGCAGUGUGGAACCAGGAGGAAGGUAAACACUUAAAUAAGACAAAAACAAAAGCAUUGAGGAAACAUUUACUUUAGAGCCAGUGUUAUAUUUGGGAGUACAGUCUGCACAGAUUGAAAACAGUCCCCUCUUUCCUCAGAGACCAUCACUGCACUCUUUAAAACCCGUUUCCGCCUGGACUUCCCGUUUGACCUUCAGGAGCUGCCUGCAUUCGCCAUUCUCGGGUGAGUGUGUUUCUUAGGAAUAUUUCCACAGUACACUAAUCCCAGAGCAGUUUGAAUUACCCAAGAGAUCUGAGCUCUAAUGCAGCCCUGUUCUUCUGUGCAGUCUCCUAUCCAGAGUCUGAAGGUUAACGUGUUUUUGAUGAAUGGGGCAUUAAAUUAACUUUUUACUCCGCUGAUUACGAGUUGAGACUGUGUGCCAAAAUAUGUUAAUGGACAAAAACAAAACAUCAUUUGACAAAUUAUGGUACUUUUUUCCUCAAAGCCUAACACUUUGUUUUUUUUAGGAUUGCCUGUGGUUUUGGUGGAGCACUGUUUGUCUACCUGAACCGGCUGAUUGUGGAGUGCAUGAGGAAACAGAAGACCAUAAACAAGUUCUUGCUGAGGAAGUGAGUUUCUGAUCUCUGAUAGUGAACCUUUUUUUAAUGGUUGUAAUGAAAGGAAAGGCACUUAGUGUUGUCUUGCAGAGAUCUAGAUAUCAUGGAUAGGUAUGACUCUUAUGUCUAAGUGGGACAUUGGCCUAGCUUACAUUAGCAUACAGCCUUAAACACAGAGAGAGCUAUUUUUGAUUAUCCGGACUUAUACUUAUUACUACGAAAGAGGAUUAGGGCCACAUGAAGAGAAAAAAAUUAUUACAAGGAGGAGAUUGAAGUUUAAAUUUUGAGAUUAAAAAAUCAAAAUUAUGUCAGUAAAGUUGAAAUUUUGAGAUUAAAAAUUGAAAUUUCGAGACUGAAGUCCAAAUUUCGAGAUUACAAAAUGUUGUGAAUAAUGACGAAAUUUCAAGAUUAAAAAUUAAAAUUUUGAGAUUAAAGUCAACAUGAACAAUGUCAAAAUUUCGACUUUUUAAAAUUUCGAUUUAAUCUCGACCUUAACCUUGACAUUUUUACUUUAAUCUCAAAAUGGAAAUUUAAAAAAUCUCCCUCCUGUAAUUAUUUUUUUCUCUUCUUGUGGCCCUAAUCCUCUUUAGUGUAAUACAAAUAAAACACAAAUAAACCAAGAAAAAUGUCUCACUUAACUUUCGCUUGUUAUAAGUACACUUCUGUCUAUUGCAAGACCAGUGAAUAUUUGUACCAAAAUAGACACGUAACUAAAGAUAGCUAAACUAAAGAGUUUUACCACAUUUUCUUGUGAAACUUCUUUCUCAAACUCUGAUCUUCUUGGGGUUUGGCUAACAUACCACAUAUAAUGAUAUUGUACAUACUUAACACGACAGCUAAGAUAUGUUCUCACAAAUUAUAGAUCGCGUACCCCUACUGGCAGUGGGUGGGUAUUGUCAGGCUCAGUCAGGUUAUUUUCUUCCAGUCUAAAUGCUAAGCUAAGCUUAGUGGCUGGUGGAUGUUGCUUUGACCUGGACAUUACAGAAGUGUUGAUCAGAUAGUCUAAAUCUCUGCAAGAAACAAAAUGAACAUACUUCCCUAAAAACUUUAUUUUCAUUGAAUUCCUAGAAAUAUUUAAGCGACAACAAAACUCAAAAUUUAACCAGUCAAACUGUAAAUAAAACCAAACUGCUCACAUGCCCCUAAACUUGUAUUUAAGUCACAAUGUUGAUAAAGUUUUGGGAAGUGUAGGAUCAGCGUGACUAUUUUAGCUCUUUCCUCUGAAGUAUUCUCAUACAGAGCAGUGUGACAGGCACGCCCAUUAAUGACCCAGCAGUCCAUCUCUUCCUGUCAGGCGUCUGGUUUAUCCGGCUCUGGUCACCCUGCUGGUCUCCACGCUCACGUUCCCUCCGGGCUUUGGACAGUUCAUGGCUGGACAGGUGAGAAAAUACUUUCACACUCUCAUGACAGUAUGAAAGCACGCUGUUAGAGGACUGAUGGUGAUUCAAAGUGAGAGUUGAUGUCAGACUGAGGGUCAUUUUGUCUUGUUUGUAUUUGAUAGAAGAAGCCAUCUAAUAGCUGUAAUGUUUACUAAAACACUGAUGCCCCUGCAUAGUGUUUACAGUUGGGGUUUUCUACCAUGCUUCUCAAUAAAUGAUUGGUAAAAGCUGCAUUUUAUGAAUAAUAAAAAAACAAUAUCAUAUCUGUUACACAUUCCCUGUGCUCUGCUGUUGACCUUGUGAGACAACAUUGGCCUCCUGAACCAGUCUGUCAGAUGUUUGUGGGGGGUAGAUAGACCUUUAGAUAACUUUGUUCCCCUUUUGCCGAACCGUCAGCUGACUCAGCACGAGUCCCUGGUCGCACUUUUUGACAACCGCACGUGGUGCCGUCAGGGCGUGGCAGAGGAGUUUGACUACAUCAGCCACCACCAUGCUUGGAAACACCCCCAGGUCAAUGUUUUCAUCACACUCAUCCUCUUCAUCAUUAUGAAGGUAGGAUUUCACCUUAAGCGUGUCUGGGAAAUGUGAAGAAUAUGAAAAAUGUUCAGACUUUUCAAAGGAUCUCUGUCUUUUGCCAGUUUUGGAUGUCUGCUGUGGCCACCACCAUGCCUGUUCCUUGCGGAGCUUUCAUGCCGGUUUUUCUCAUUGGUGAGUUUAACCUCCCUUUUCUUUUGGCAACAGUCAGAACACCUAAAAAUAACUUCUUAUUUCCUCUGUGCGUGAUUGACAGGGGCAGGAUUUGGCAGACUUGUUGGAGAGAUCAUGGCUGUCAUGUUUCCAGAUGGAAUACAUGCUGACGGCAGCGUGUAUCCCAUAGUUCCUGGUGGUUAUGCUGUCGUAGGUUAGUUUCUAUAUAUUUUUCCCCAUAUUUAGAUGGAUAUAUUUUUACACAACGCUCCCUAAUUUCAGAAUCAUGUUUUCUGAUUUCCAAACUACCCCUGCUCUUACCAUUGUGAUUAAAAUUGCUGCCAACCUGCAGCCAUUUUCAUCACUUUUCUACCAGUCCUAAAAUGUGACUGAUGAAAAUUGGUUACGCUGGAGUUGAGUGCUAAAAAAAGGAGUCAUUGAAUCAGAAAUUGCCAUGGAUGUGACUCACUAUGUAGUGUGAGAGGAAUGUGCGAAAUGUUAUGAAUUGGAGUGACAUUUUGCAGGGAUUAUUAUGAUUAGCUGUCUACAUUUAAUAAAACGCCGAGUUUUUCGCAGUUAUAAAAAAAAUCACAGUUUUUCACUCCUCAGUCGCUUAAUCCGUCUUUACUUAGUGUAUGUAAACAGAUUUUUAAAUUACUAGACAGGAAAAUCUUUCUUUACUUCGCUCUCUCUCGCCUACCCAGGUGCUGCUGCAUUGUCUGGAGCAGUCACCCACACUGUAUCCACAGCGGUCAUAGUGUUUGAGCUGACUGGUCAGAUCUCCCACAUCCUGCCUGUGAUGAUCGCUGUGAUCCUAGCCAACGCUGUGGCCCAAUCGCUCCAACCAUCACUUUACGACUCCAUCAUCCGCAUCAAGAAACUUCCCUAUCUGCCUGAGCUGGGCAUGGGUCAUCAUGAGUGAGUCUUUGUAAAGCUCGCAGUACAUGCCAGUUUCUUUUUUUUUUUUCCACCAAAUAGAUCGAGUUGUGCCAAGUUUCUUUCUUCUCCAAGUGAUUUCCUCGCCAUUGUUUGCUCAAACUUUUUUCUAUCUCCUCUUCACUUCUUUAAUUUGUUUACCCCUGUUUCCUCAUCUCCCUGUCCCCUCUUUUUCAUCAUCUUUUAGGAAGUAUAAUAUCCGCGUGGAGGACAUCAUGGUCAGGGAUGUGCGCUUUAUCACUCUCAGCUCUUCCUAUCGAGAUCUGCAGGAGAUGCUGCUGACCGGUCAGCUCAAAACGCUGGCCCUGGUUGAGUCUAGAGGUGAGCUCAAGGCAAAAAAAAAAAAUCCUUCUGAAAUUCAUUAUCCCCCGGCGGCCAUUUUCCUCAGAUGUCAGUGGAAAGCUCAAAAGAUGUUAUGACGUUUUAACUUUGUGCAUAUAACAGGGUUCCUACACAGUUGGAAUUUCCAUACUUUUCUAUACCCUACUUUUUAGAGUUAAUUCUGGGAAUACCUACUUUUCUAGUUUAGAAAACAGUAUUUUAGAACUGUGGUAAUGUAGUCUGUUAACAUAAAUAUUUUACCAUACUUUAUUUUUCAUUUACCAUACUUUUUAUGACCUGGAAAUUGAUCAAAUUACUUCCAUACUUUUCCAUACUUGCAUAGGAUUCCUGAUAUAACCUGAUUUAGAUUUAUAUUUGGGCUUUUUUAGCCUUUAUUGGCAGAUAAAGAACAGGUCAUAAAAAAGAGAAAAAGAGAAAACAAACCUUGCUGUCUUGCUCUAUCCUUACCCUUGAUCCAGAUCACCCAUAAACCCUCCUUCUUCCCCCAGAGUCCAUGAUCCUGCUGGGCUCCAUCGAACGCCUGCAGCUCCAGUCUCUACUCUCUCUCCAGCUUGGCCGCCAGAGGAGACUGGAGUACCUUCGUCAGCUGGCCCAGGACAAUGGAACAAGUGAUCACCUGCCCAGUCUGACCACUGAUAGCACCCCAAGCUCGCCCUGUGCCCACACCCACAUCCAUAGCAAUGCCUCCACUAACACCAGCACUCGCCAAGUGGUCCGCUUCCUGGUGAGCACCCAACAGGUGUGAGAGGCGUCCGGGGGCGCCAGGGCUGGGCUGGGCGAAGUCUGGAUUGGGUUGGGUGUAGCAGUAGGAUUAAAGGGAUAUUCGGGCGUAAAAUUAAUUUAGGGUCAAACACACAGUAACACCGAGUUAGACACCCCCUCGAGAGAUGAAUGUUGCCAACUGCUUGCUUCUCUAGUUAUACCAACUUUAACACACAAACCUCAACCAAAAAGCCACUUUAUAGCCACAAGUAAUGUUCAAAACAACACCUAACUUCAUCAACAGUACAUAUAGGGUCCCAGCCAUAGUACUAACCACCAAACAUCGUUUUAACUUUGCCUGAUUUCUUUAGCAAAGAGACUAAACACAAGUCACCUACUCUCUUCCAGCAGCCGCUUGUUUGUAGCGAGACCUCUGGCCAGCCCAUUACGGACUGCUGCAGGGUGACACAUCUCAAGGAAGAACAUUUAUGAUCAUUUCUUCAUGGAAAUGCAAUCAGACCGAGACGCUAAGGCAGAAGAACUACCACGUCUACGGUGCAAAAUGAUUAAUAUGGUGAUUAUUACUUCAAGUAAAUAAUAAGGACAUGAUCAUAAAUGUUCUUCCUUGAGCUGCGUCACCCCACAGCAGUCUGUAAUGGACUGGCCCGAGGUCUUGCUACAAGAGAGACGGUGAGUAGUGUUUGCUAAAGAAAUUAGGCAAAGCUAAAAAGAUGUUUGGUGGCUAGUGCUAUGGCUGGGACCCUAUAUGUACUGUUGAUGAAGUUAGGUGCUGUUCUGAGCAUUAUUUGUGGCUAUAGAGUGGCGUUUUGGUUGAGGUUUGUUUAUGGCUCCUCAGACCGCUGUAUAUUGCUAUCCUGUGGUCGUUACAAAAGUUGGUAAAACUCGAGAAGCAAGCAGUCGGCAACAUUCAUCUCCUGAGGGGGUGUCUAAACUGAUUUUAUCCCGGAAUAUCCCUUUAAGUGGACACAGCAUGUGUAAGCAUGUAGCAGUAGGUAAAGGCACAGAUGGGUUUUUUUGGACAUCUGUCAUGGUAAGUGUUUAAAAAGUGUAUAAAGAUCAUUUGUUCUUUCUCCAUAAUGUUAACAAAUGUCUUCUGUGUCUCUGUCGUCUGUGCCCUUACCUGUGCUGUCCUGUGCAUGUGCUUGUAUCUGUCUUUUUUUGUGUCGUCCCGUGUGUGUGCGUGUGUGCGUGUGUGCGUGCGUGCGUGCGUGUGUGUGUGCAUGUGCGCUUGUGUCUGGCUUUCUUCGUUAAUGUGUUUUCCAUAUAGAUCUCCACAGAGGAGUCUUCCUCCUUCAGCCCAGUCGUUUCCAAUGUUCAGCUUCCUCUGAAAUCGGCCUUGAAAACAGUGUCUGCCAUCAGUGACACAGAGACACCCAACAGUAUGUACUUAACACCACAGCAAAAUACACAAUCACACACACACAGAAGACACAAACUGGUUAAAAAAAGAAGCAUUUCCCGACCAAAUUGAACAGAAAUUGAUUUUUUUUUCCUCCCCGAGGCUCUCAGACCCUUUCCUGUGCAGACCAAGACAAGGAGCUGCUGGAGGUGAGAAAGAAACAAGGCUGUAACUUUCGUGUGGGAGUGGGUGUGCUGUAUGAAUGUGACACGCGUCGUGGGUGUGUGUGGUCUCUCCGAGUCCAUGCGUGAUCCGCCCACCUGGUCUUCCUCCGCCUCCUGCAUACAGGCAGGACCCUCCCACAGGCUGCAGGGUUUUCCUGUGUGAUCUCAUGCUGUGGUCGUGAAAUUCUGCCUUACAACUUCUGAGUCAUUGCCCCCCUCACUACACAACACAUUCACUGCCAGUCAAACUCUUUUGAACGUCCCCCAGUGAAGCGUUUCUGUUAAGCAAUGUUCGAUUGUGUCAUACAUUAAAAAAAUAUUGAUUGGUUUAUUGCUUACAAAGUGGACUGCAUGUUAUUAAAAAACAGGGUUUUUUUUUUUUUAAGGGCUUUUUGCUUUGUUGAUAGAGCAGCCUGAGAGACAGGAUCUGUGGAGAAAGAGAAGCGUAAUGGUCACACCAUGAUUGGGAAUCAAUCCAACAAUCAAAGAGGGAUGUAGCCUCUGUACAUGGGGUGCAUGCAAAAUCCACCCGGCCAACAGCGCCCCAGUUCAGGAAAAAAUGAUCAGAAUUCACACACAACAGGAGCUGAUUUAUGAUAUAUUGUAGUUCACUUGACAGCCGUCUCUCAGUCGUUUCUCUAAAUGAAAAGCGCUGAUGCUCCAGAGCCGAGGUGAACUUCAGUGGAGGUUCGUAAAAACAUGUACAGGUCACGAGCGAAAAGUCAAAAAUAUGUAGCAACCUCUGCUUAGGAGUUAAAGUGUUUCUUAAUAUUAAGAAUAACUUCUAUAUCUCUGUUUGAUUACUUUUGUUUUAACUUGUUUCCCUAUGCUCUGCAUGCAUCUUGGACACCAUAUAGCCAAAUACAGUCGUUCUCAAGUCCAGUCCUCGAGCCCCCCCGUCCUGCAUGUUUUGGAUGUUUCCCUGCUCCAACACACCUGAUUCAAAUGAUCAGCUCGUUAUUAAUUCCAUUACAGAGCUUGAUAACGAGCUGAUGAUUUGAAUCAGGUGUGUUGGAGCAGGGAAACAUCCAAAAUAUGCAGGACAGUGGGCCUUGAGGAGUGGACUUGAGAACCACUGGCCCAAUAGAUGUGCUUUUGACCAUGUGCUGGACAAGUGUGACAACUUCAGCGUUUGAUUUUACAGAUUUGGUUCACAGCGAAUGAGUCAGCUUCCUCUUACAAACAGCACAAGACAAGACCUGAUAAACAAAAUACUGAAAGUGCCAGACACUAAAAGGAAAAACCCUCAUUAAAAAAAACAAGAUAAAAUAAGCCACUAAUAAAAUCAAGAUAAAAAUGGAUUAACAUCAGUCAAUAAUAACAGAAAUAUUGGGCACUCCUGAAGUUCUUUGCAGGUAAUAUUAGAUUUAUCUUUUUCAUGUUUCCAUGUUAGGAAUCAAGGAGUUUUCUCCUCAUUAGCAUAUAGAUAGAGCUGUUAGCCUUUCAUAAUUUGCCAUUGCAUGAUGGUAUGGCCUGAUCACAAUAAACAGUAGAUGAUCUGGCCUUGACAAACCUUAUACCAAAUCACAAUCUGUGCUUUAAUUGGCGCUUUAAGCCAAAUGCUUAAGUGCAUCCUAGCGUGUUUGUUGUUGUGAAUCAGGGAUAAGUUUACACCAUGUUCCUCCUUAGUUCAGUUUUUUAGCAAGAUAUUGAUACUUUUUUUGUCAAAAGAUUGAAGUUGUGGGAAAAUGAAAGCUUUAGCUCGUAGACUGUCUUUCCAGAAAAGUCAAAAGAUCAUCUAAGAUUCCGUUGAUCCUGAGGCAAAACGAGCUUUCAUGUCAGUCUAUCUCAUAAUUGUUGAGGCAUUUCUUUAGAGGUUAAAAAAAGCAAUUUUUUACUUCUCUAGCCUACUUUCAGAGGACUGAUAUGUGAAAGUUUUGGUGAGAAGAACUGAUGAAGUGUUUGUGAAAUUGUUCUUGCUAAAUUCGGAAGUGAUAUUUUCACCUUAGAGUAACCUCUGGGUACUGUUCAAGAAAAACUAAGGCAGGGCUUAACAAAAACGCUUAAAUCUGAUAUGUUCAAAACUUUGUAUGGCAGUGUAUCUAUCAUCCGAUGUUGCAUUAACAUUGGUUCCUUGUUCAGACCUUGUGCCCCCAUCUUCAUUAGUGGUGUGGUAAUUAUACCCUUUCAGCAACAUUGUGCUCACAUCACAGCCACUCCCCCAGUCCGAGUCAGACUGGAAUCCAAUGUUGCGGUGACACCAUGGAAGGGGCUCAAACUGUCCGCUUGUGCUGAUGCUGUGUUAAUGUUUUGCUGUCGAUACCUUCUCUCCCCACCUGGAAGAGCCCGGCUGGGCCGGCUCCUCCUGAAAAAAGAAAGCCCAAGUCCAAACGAGUGAGGAUCUCCAUGGCGGUAAGAUUGUCUGCCGCCUAGAGACUGUUGCCUAGUAACCGUUGCCUUGCGACACGCACGUAGUGAGAGCUGGACCAAAAUAUUUGUGGUGAAAUAUUGAAGCAUUAGAUAGAGGGAGCGAGAACGGCUGUGUGUGUGUGUGUGAGAGAGAGAGAGAGAGAGAGAGGGGAGAGGCGGGUCAAUUUCUUCCAAGUGGUAAAAGGUUUGAUUGCUUUUUUAAUUACACUGAACCAAACGGUCUAUUGAAGUUUGAGAUUACUCGGUAAGUGGUGGUGGUGUGAUGGUGUGGGGUAUUGUUGUGUUUCUUUUUCAGUUCAUUAAAGUUAAUGGUGUCAUUGGUGGUGUUCGUAAAACUGUCUGGGUACACAUUGCUCUGUUUGAGCUACAAAUCAAACCGUCUCCUAACCUUUAUCCCAGAAACUCUGAUUUCAACAUUCUACAUUGACACCAAAAACACACCUUUUUUAAUAUAUUUAUUUUUGCAUUCUUUGAAUUAUUAUUUUUUUUAAACUACAAACAGAAACUCCUGGCUUUCUGGUGUUGGUUACAUUUUUUCUGUUUUCUGUUCUUGUUUAAAUGACAGCUCGGUUUAUUUCGACCUUCCUUUGUUGAGCUUUGUUGACCUUGAAUUAAUCUGUAUGGUUAUCCCUAUUUGGAAUUGUGUGCAGCAUUGAGAGCAACAAAACUGAACUCUUACGCCUCUCAUGUGCACACACACUUGGCCAAUAAAGCUGACUCUGAUUAUAUUCUCUCAGAUUGCUUGCAGUGUGUGAUGUGUUUAUUGCCAGAAGUCGUACAUUUUGUGUACACAGUGACGGCGUCCUUAGCCUCGAUAUUAGCGUAUUUCUCAUUCUAAUAUUUCCUUUUUUUAGGACUCUACUGAAGUAGAAGAUUGUAUGACCCCAUCAGAAGUGAGACUAUGUUGACAAAAAUUAUGCAGAGAAUAUAAAAAAUAAGAAUUUAAUGAUUAUCUGAUUAUAUAAAGUUGAUGUUCUUAUUCUCAUUGCAGAUUGCAGAGUGGGAGGAGCAGCAGCUGGAUGAACCGGUGGAUUUCAAGAACUGCAAGAUUGAUCCUGCCCCCUUCCAGCUGGUGGAGCAGACAUCUCUACACAAGGUACAAUAUAUAUAAGAUAACCAGAACCUUUUACAAUAAUUGCCUGUUUGUCCCCAUCGAUAGAUAAAAAUGAUUGAUAUUUACCUAAAAAUGGAAACAGUCAAAUAAAUAACCUCAGAGCAUAACUGUGACUUCAGUGUUUUUAAAAAUAUCCAUACUUACUUUCCAUAACUGGUUGUGCGUCACUGUGGAUGAUGACUGAUGUAGCAUGGUGUAUGACUCAUAACUGCCAGCAUGUCUUUUUGCUUUCUGUUGCAUUUUGGACAACUUCAACUUCUUUUCCUGUAGGACUGAUGCUCAGUUUGGUCAUAACCAUCUAAAACGGAUCUGAUUCUUCCUGGGUACCUUCUGAAUGUUGUUUUUACCCCCUUUCUCGGACCAUCUAAACACAGUACCUUCCUCUAAUGCUGCUGAGGAACGUGCUCAGGCCUGGAGUAAAUCUUUAUUUACCAGAAACGGGGAUUACAAACGCUGAAGCUGUUUACUCUCUGUUACUACUGUUGUAGUGUUUACCCACCCCUGCUACACGUUUUCAUUGACCCAGUGCACCUGGAAUCAGCUGUUCUUAUUAUUUUUAGAGUGUAUGAAGGAGUAUUCAGCCCACACAGUGCACACUUUCAGUGGAGUGCUUGUAAUAAAAUCAUCAAGUCAUAAGCUGAAGCUUUUAGUAAAACACCGCUACUGAUUGUUGUUUUUCUGCAUCAGCCUACAUAAGAAUAUGGGUCAUUGUUAAAAUUUAGAUACAGAACAAAAGCUUGAAGAAAGGCUCGUGCUUCCAGGUAAUGAUUAAACCCCGACAAGUGAUAGUGAUAUUUUAAACAGGGGAUGACAACACCUAAACCCUCUAACUUAAACACUUAUAAUUAAAAGGGUACCAGAACAUUUCAGAGCCAUGCCUCCCCUUUUAACCUCCUCCUGUGUCAGCUUUUACUGCGCACCCACUGUGUUAAGGGUCGGUUUCGACCCUCGUCUUAAAUUAGCUGUAAAUUACACUAAAAACAAUUCUCUAUCAUCCAAUUUGGUUCUCAUCUCUAGGUUACCAUGUUAGGCUUCAUUAUCCAUGAAAAUAUUGCUUAUAAUAUUUUUUGUUUUGGUCCUCUGGGCAUUUCUUUAUCAGUAUACCCCUCAUACAGACAUCUAUACUGAAUUGAUCUUGAUCUUGAUUUUGUUUUUUGUACAGAGAAAUACAUGGCAAAAUGAGAAUUUCCUAAAUCUCACAUGAUUGGAAGAGGAUCUGACUGUCAGUGAGGCGCCCGACAGUGCACAUGUGAUUUUAGAUUUGCUCUAAUUAUUAGAUAUUAAUCUAACCGGGUCAACUGCAACCUUAACACGACAAGUGCCAUAAUUUUGAUAAGAGCAUUUUAUGAUUUAGUUUAUUAAUUUUUUUUAUUUGUUGAAGUAUUUUGUUGAAGUAGAGGUUCCUGACAAAGUCAAAAAGUCUUGAUGUGAAACAGUCAAUAUAAGUAUUUCUUUUAAGCAUUUAAAAGCUAAAACAGGUCGGUGCAGACCCUGACACAGGAGGAGGGUUAAGAGAAGUGGCAGCAUGAUUGGAAAACACAAUGUCAUCUAAUCAGCCACAUUGUUCCCGCACUAAAAAGGAAAAGGAAAUAGAAAACCCAGCAAGACGGAACCAAGAUGUGGUGUCCUUGUUUAUAUUCUAAUGCCACCACUGAAUUAUAUACAGUGAUUUUAAUUUGUGCAUAUUGUGAGGAGUUUUUCUCCUUUUGCUAUUUAAACUCACACAAUCUUUUAACAGCCAUUAUUGACUACAACCAGUACUCACUGGUCUUUCCAAUUUAGGCUAGUUGUGAAAUUUUUACAGAUUGGAAAUAUUUGUUUUUUUCAUUGAAAUAUUUAAUUAGAUUCAAAAUGAAACACAAAAUGUAGCUGGCUCGACUUAAAUGAGUGUUAGCCGUAAGUGUUUUAAAUCCUGGGUCAAAUCUCUGUGACCUGUCGUGUCACCCGUUGGUUUCUGGAGAGUUGUUUUGAAGCCCUGUUAUGAUGGCUGCCAUGUUGGAAACUUAACUUUUAGUCAACUUAGAAACCAUAAACAGGCAAAUUGGUGCCAACUCCUCUGUGCCCCUGACUAUGCAAAUGUAUGUUUACUCUUUAUGGAUGUAUAUUUAAAAAAACACCCCUAAUACAGUGUCAACAAACAAAUGAGCUAGCACAUAACUGCUUUUUGAAUCAGUUGAUAAAUAUGUUCAGUUCUCUUAUUUUAACAGACUUUAAUGACCAAACAUAAAUAAAGAUCCUAAUGAGGGUUUCUUAGUUUUUGCAGCCUCGGGUGGAUACUUGAGGAACUGCAGUUAUUACACUAGAACACUGCAAUUAUUAUUCAUUACAGCAGCAGGUGCCAGAGACAGGUUGUCAGUGGUUAUAAACGUCCAAGUUCAGUCAAAAUCAGAACACAACUGAUUUCCUACUUUCACAGUAGGAAAGUAAAAGUUUGUGUAAGUUAUGAUAUUUUUUAUGAUAAUGUUCAAAUCAAAUCAUUUGACUAAUUACUGGUUGAAACCCUUGAGUCAGAGGUAAAACACCAGUUUAAUCACAAAUUCUGCAUAUUUAAGUUCUCUUAUGGAUACUAUCUUAUAGUUGAAAAUGAUAUGUUUGUAAUCUUCUGAAUUUUAUUGAAGGGUAUUGUUCUAAUAUUUUGGGGGGAUAAUUCUCUGGUUUUCCACUCUUGAAUAUAAACAGUAUGCACUCAACCUCCUUUUAACAGCUGGUUAAGGGGAAAUAGUCUUAUCUUGAAUAGAAAUGACAGAAAUAUCAUGCUGUCUCACCCUGAUACAAAGUUUGAAUAACCCUGACCCAGAAUGCAAACAAACCCACCACCACCCUCUUAAGUCUGUUUCCAGGUCAUGAUCCAUGUCUUCUCUUCUGCAGACUCACACCAUCUUCUCUCUGCUGGGACUGGAUCAUGCCUAUGUCACCAGCAUGGGACGCCUGGUCGGAGUGGUCUCUCUCAAAGAGGUGUGCUUGUUGUGUGACUUUUUUCAAUUAGCUUCUGAAAUGAGAACUGAUUUUAUAAACAAUAAUUAAUUCUCACUUUGUCCCUGUUUUUCUUUCUUUAUCUGUGUUACUGCCUCUGGAUUUCUGCCAUUUUCUGGCUUUGACUCUGUCCAGCUGCGUAAGGCUAUCGAGGGCUCAGUGACAGUGACUGGAGUAAAAGUUCGCCCUCCGUUGGCCAGUUUCCGUGACUCUGGGAACACCACAAAUGUAUCUGAGGUAACAGAACUACACAAGCUGUGCAUCCGCCACAGAGGGCUCUCUUUACCGAGGGAACCGAACCCUCCUGACGUGGAGGAUCAGCCAGAUCUCCAGUACAAAGAGAUCCCUGUCAACUUCUCAGACCAAUCAGAUUUGCAGUUUGAAACCAGCCACGGUGAUGUCAUGAACGAUUCAGCGGAGUUGGUGCUCCAAGAAAGCCCCUCAUUCACCGAGGACCCAUCAGAAUUUACUUUUGACUGCAGCCCCUCCCACACUGAGGAAACAGAACUGGCCUGUGACUAUGAACCCCCCAGCCAAACUCCUGAGCUAGAUGAAACAGAGCACGAACAGGGGAGUCCAUCUCCGAUAAAGGACCAAUCAGAGCCUGAGGGCGGGGGUAGCCCCACCCACUCCGGCGAUCAGUCAGAGUGAUCACUGGGUCAUUUCAUGAAUGUUGACGUUUCUUACACCAUAAGAGGUCACUUGCGCCUCACAGUCCAGCCUAGAUACAUGUUUCUAAUGUUGUGACAGGAGAGAGCAACUCAGAGUGAGCAUAAGUAGACUUGACAUUUAGUUAUGUGUCUCAGUAAUGUGUCGAUGUGUGGAUAAAGCUUGGUUUGUUCAAUAUUUUAACAAAUCCCAUGAGCAGACCCAAACAGACAACAAAUAUCUGUCUGAUUAUACUGCCUUGUCCUGGGCUCCUUUGUUUGAUAAAACCGCAUAUUUCUUUCCUUGUUUUACACUCAAAAGUCUAUUUCACGUAUUCAGUAACUCUCCCUAAGGUGCACCUUUAGCGGUCAGAGAGGGUGCUGCAUGAAAUGUUGUCAUUGACUGAGUGCUGGUUGAAAUUAGAAGCUGUUGUUCAGGGUUGUUUUGUGGUCAGCUUUCAAUCUCUCAGUCUCACGGGGAUAUCAUCGAUAACC
Messenger RNA from Xyrichtys novacula (pearly razorfish), 53569 nucleotides. The record is from the annotation of a GenBank genome assembly. NCBI's taxonomy places the organism in Eukaryota, Metazoa, Chordata, Actinopteri, Labriformes, Labridae.